Messenger RNA from Rhopilema esculentum, 64391 nucleotides. Lineage: Eukaryota; Metazoa; Cnidaria; Scyphozoa; Rhizostomeae; Rhizostomatidae. The record is from RefSeq and is a predicted model, not a curated record.
ACUGUUCUGGUUUGGUAAGUAGAAUCAGGCAAAAAACAUGAUCUGGUACAAUCUUUCUUCUCUUUAAUUUGAAGUAAAGAAGACUUAACAUGAAAAAAAAGAUUUGAAAUUCUUGACAUGUUUAUAUAUUUAUACUUUGUAAACCAAAUCAAACUCUGAGGUUUAAAGAAAAAAUUACAUACAUUUGAUUCUUGACGUGUGAUGCCAGGUAUAAUAACCUUGCUUGAGGAACACCUUACAGCCCGCAACAACGUGAAGAAGAGCUUCUGGCAGUAUGCAGUAUGAACAAUCAGAAAUCAGGCUUAAAUUCCAUUUUACCAAGUUUUUGCCAGUAGGCAGGGUGUUGUUUAAGUACCUUACGGUAAAGCCUAGCGCACACAGCAGAUUUUUGUCGCAAAAGACGAAGAUUUUUGUCUCAAAAGACGAAAAUCUGUAGUGUGCGGGGCAAAAUCGCAAAGAUUUUUGUCUUUUACGAUUAUCUUUGAGAUCAAAAAUGUUUGAUAUUUGUCUUUGUCUUUUACGACGAAAGACAAAAAUCGUGCAAUGUGCGGGGUCGAAAGACAAGUUUUUAAUUUUUAAACCAAUAAAACUUGGAUUAUAUGGUCACGUGAAUUCUGUGGAGCCUUUCUUUCCCGCCAAAAGAAAAAAGAUCGAGAACGCCAUGGAGAAUACAGAAGACGAAGUCGGUAUAUGGACAGCAAGCAAAGAGGAGCAGCUUGUCGAUCUGUGGCAAGAAAAGGCUUGUCUGUAUAUGGUUACGUCUCCAGAAUAUUCAGACAGAAACAAGAAGCUAGCAGCCCUGAACGAAAUUGCAACUAAACUUUCUUCAAACGUGAAUCAAGUAAAAAAAAGAAUCGCAUCUCUGCGCACGCAAUAUGCACGCUCCCGCAGAAUCCCAAGCAGUGGAAGUGCACGACCAAAAAAGACGAAGAAGACUCAAUGGAUAGAAGACCGCCUUCAAUUUUUAAGCCCAUAUGUAUCCAACAGAGUGUCUAUUUCUAAUUUGCAGUCUUCAACUGAAAGUUUAUCUGAGCCACAGCUUAACACUGGUGACAGUGACUGUGAUGGAGACUUGGACGACAAUGAUGCCCCUGCUGCAGAGACACCAGUUUCAACAAGCAGGCCACUGGCUGCUGUUAAAAAAUCCAAAACUGCAAAGCAGAAAAAGGAAGAGGAAGAACUCUCCAUUCUGAAGUCUCUUGCAUCAUCUUUCUCUGCAGAUGAAAAUUUAGCUGCAAAAAAGGAUGCAAAGCCAAGCCCUUCAGCUGCCUUUGGGGAAUACGUUACACAUGCUUUGUCUGUGAUGGAUGAGAAAACAAGACUUGUUGCAAUGAACAACAUUCAAAAUGCUCUUUUUCAGGCACAGAUGGGCUCUUUCUCGAAUGAAUUCAACAACCCAUAUCAUGCUGGUCAACAUGCUAGAAUGCAGUCUUUCAGGCAGUCACUUGACCAGCAAGAUAUGAGUGAAGGGCCAUCGUACGGACAAUUCUAAUCUUUAAAAUUCAUACAGUAUAUUGCUUUCACUGCACUCUUCAAUGUUAUGUGAGUUGGUUUUAAUUAGCACAUUAAAUAUUGUAUUGAAAACCAAAAAGUAGAAAACAAAAAAUGUUAUGUACCUGAAGAUAUCUAUCCUUAAGAUUCUGAUAAAUUGCAUCACAAGUUUCUGUCACUAUUGAUGAAAUUGUUCUUUCUCCAAGUCUAUAUGAAAAUCCCAGGCUGUGAAAUGACUCUCCUGUAAAGAUAUGCAACAUCUUAUUAUACCAAUCAAUAUCUAAAAUGAUAUGAUUACCUCAAUUUCUCCAUGUAAGAUUAUCAGAUUUAUGAUUGCAUUCAUUUUGAUGAUACUCAAUUCAAAAUGCUCAUUAUGAUUGGCAUUAAAGGUGAAAUGGUUUGUGAAAGAUAUCAAUUAGUAAGAAGUAUUGUCAUUAUUGUUAUUAAGUAUUGCUACGAACUCUGUAGAAGAAACAUUUAGAAUAUUUAAAGUUAUUUUUAUUAUUCACAAAUAUAUUUUUACUUUUCUCAUUUGUAUCCUAUAUUUUCUCUUUGAAUCAAGCUGGCAGACUAUUGUGAAAUCUCACCUGUUGCUAAGUAUCGUAGUGUGACUGCAAGUCUUUCUGCUGCACUAAUUGAUUUUCGCAUGUGUGUGUCUUUUCUUUGAAUCAUUGGUCUUACUUUGGCAAGAAGAGAUUUGAAAAGGUCUUCGUUGAGACGAAAAUAGCGUUGGUACAUAGGUUUAUCCUCCGAUGCUAACUCCUGAACAAGAUUCUGAUAUGCUCCCAGCUCAUUUCUACGCUCAAUCCAGGAUUUCACCCACAUUCGUCUCGCAAUUCGCCUCCUUCUUCUUCGUCUUAUUAAAAGGAUAAUAGCCAACAGUGCUUUCUUUUUUGUCAAAUUCAUAACCUUUGUCAGUUUCUUGAGCAAUUUUAUUCGUGUUUGGAAUUUUAUUUUACGCGCCAAGAAGUUCAAACAAUGUGAAAAAGAGGUCACAAAACUUAAUCGAGGCACUAAUCCGAAAAAAAUCGUGCUGUGUGCGGGCAAUCAGUUUUUAUGAAAAAGACAAAAAUCUUCGUCUUUUGCGACAAAUAUCUGCUGUGUGCGCUAGGCUUAAAAAUGAGAAGUUUUCAGGAAGUUUGCUUCGUAUGUCAGACAAAACCUUGUUGAAGUGUGGUACAGAAUGAUAAAGAAGAUAGAAUAUUAUAGUUCCUUGAGAAGUUGGGUGAUUUUGCAAGCGGCUCUUGAUGAACAGCUUAAAAAAACUCCUUUGUACUCCUGUACAUAUAAUAUUCUUUAUUGGUUUUGUUACUAGUAUUUUUCCAUAAGUUACAAAUGUUUCCAUUUGGAGAAGUUUUAAGAGCAUUUUGAUUGAUAGUUUGGCUUUGGAAAAAUUUGACAGAUGGUAAAGUACAACUGGGCCUAAAUUGGUUUUUUGAUAGAAUUAUGUUGUUGAGGGUGGCACUAAUUGGAAGCUCUAGCCAUUGGCGUAUUUACUUGACUAGGUUCUCAAGAUCCUCAACUAGAUAUAUGCCAGAAAAUUUUAGAAAAAUCGUAGUUGUUAUAAAGAUUAUUUUUUUUUCAUGAAGAGGUUAUGAGUCUAUUUGCUGAAGCAGGUUAGUCAGUGUUGGAACGAUCUCAGAAUUGUGUAUUUAAUUGGUCAAUUCAAAGCCAAUGUGGCCACCAAGGUACUUGAAUGAUUUUUCAUUUUCAACAGAGGGAAUGGUCUCAUUAUUAGCGAAAAGCCUUGGCUAACAUUGAAGAGAGCAGGAAGAAAAUUUCUUGAUACAGAAUGUUAUAUAUUUGAACUUUCCUUUGAGUAUCAGAACUUGAGAUCAACACCUUUAUCAGUGAUCAUCAUACGCACAUUCUCAAACAUCCAACACCCCUACCAUGAUCUAUGGCAUGUUCUGAAAGGGUUGACCAAGAAGUUGCGAGAAGCCAUCAAUUAAUUACGGUAUGAGAUUUUGCAGCAAUUCAAAAAAAUCUGCACUGGUGUGCUUUGUCAACCAAACAGGGAUUUGGUGAUCUUAUUCUGGCUAAAUGGAAGUAAAUCAUGAGACAUAUCGGUGACAGACAUACUGAUCAUCUGACCCUCUGUUUCCUCAGUGUGCACAUGAUGCAAUUGAAGAGCAUGAUUCAAUUCGUUGGUAUAUAUAAAUAAAGGUAAAAUUAUAAAUUUUAUCAUGUAGCAUUCAUUUUCAACAGUAGUAGCUUCAACUAACAAUUCCAGUGAACAGAAAACUUUGAUAAAGCCGCAUCCAUAAAUCCCAUUUUUAGGAGAUUUUCAUGAAGGGCAACACAAUUGAAGUAGUUGUCAAAGUAAACAUGGUGGUUUCUGCCAUGAAUGUUUGUUGUCAAAUGUUUGACAGCCCUUCUUCCAAGUUCUUUCUCUCGGCCAUGAUUUCCUCUUGGAUUCCCAAGGUAAACUUCGAACUCGCAAACAUACCCAUUCCUGCUGUCUGCCCGCUCCCAAACCUUGAUACCAUAUUUAGUUGGCUUGGCCGGCAUGUACUGCCCAAAUGACAAUAUCCCACAAAAUUUUUUCAUUGCUUUGUCUACAGCAUUUUCUCUGUUAGGACUGUAAUUCCCCAGACACUGUUUGUUGACAAUUUCCAAAAGUUGCCUAAUCAAGUGGAGCUUGUCUCUGUUCGAAUCUUGCCGAUGAUAGACACUGUAAUCUUCUACAUGGAUAUACUGGGAUAGUUCGUAGAAUCUAUCCCUUGUCAUGAUCUCAGCAAUGGCAUAAUCACCAUAAAAUUUGUCCUGGCUCCAAUACAUUUUGAUUUCUGGCAGGUCAACCAACGACAUGAAAAUUCUUAGGUCAACAAAGCAGCGCAUUUCAUCAGGUAUUGUUGGGGACCAGCACUCAUCUACCUUGUGUCGCUCCACCUGCAACUGCAAGGCAUACAAAUUUGUUUGCUCUGCCAAAGUGCAGUAAAAUCUCUUCAGGGAACAUUCUCUCAAAAAAGUUUAUUUCUUUGGCUUCACUAGCAAGAGUGAAUGUUGCUCAGACAUCCUCUACAAAUUCUGGGAUGUAAACGUCGUGAAGCAUUUAUGUCCAUCUGUUGGCUAUAUCGUCAGACAAUUCUUGGCUUUCCCCGGAGCUGAAAAACACGUCAAUGGAAAGGUCACUUUCCUCUGAUGUUCUCCUUAAAUUUCUAAAAUAUAUUUCUAUUGGCAAAAACUUUAAAAAUUGAAUUUCUCUGUCGCUACUGGAACUAAAAUAAUUGCAUGCAGCCAUUUUGCAUCUAAAGAUAAACACUAAACCUCUGAACUUUCAACUGUUGUUUUCUCCAGAUUUCUGACCCUGACUUACCCAAAAAUUUAUCACCAUUUGAAUCCACAUUGUUUAAACUACAACAUGGUAUUGUCUGAAUAACCAAUUAAGGGGAAAAUGACUGCAUUUAGCCCCAAUCAGAGCUCAUGUUGCCGCAUGACAACAGUCGGGACACGAAACGCAAAUAGAUUUGUUGCCGUGUGCCAACAUUCUAGACACGAAGCAUGAAAGGAAAUGUUGUCGCAUGUCAACAAUGGGAGUGUAUGAGAUAAAGAUAGAUUGAUAGAAAAACUGCUAUACCCCAUUCUCCGAAAAGUUUUUUGGUAUAAUUUCAUGAUUUGAAUGAAUUCCCCUCACAAUUAAUUUUUAUGACUUGAGGGAUUAUUUUUGAAAAUUUUCUAGAGGUCUGGAUUCAAGUAGCUCUUUCUAAAAGUAGAUUGCAGACCUAAUAUGGAAGUUGAGAAAUUGCUUCAUUGUUCUGAGGGUCUUAAUCUCUGUAAUAUUAUUAAUUUUAGCAUUUUGCUCUCUGGUACUACAGAAAAAUAAUCAACACCUUUCCUGGAGGUCUGGGACAAAGAACCCCAUCCAAAUAGAAUAUGGGGGCAAUUCAUGCCUGAUUAUACACUUAUACAACUCUGUACGCUUUUAAUAUGGAAGUGUGAUGUAAAAUCGGUAGAAUUAGUUGCAGAGUACUGGGUCCAAGUAUCAUCAUCUAAAAAUAGCUUUUUAGGUUUCUUUCCAGGUGGGGUCCCAAUCUGAUCGUUUUCAGCAUGUCAAAAACUAUAGGUCGGCCAAUUUUCAUGCUUUCUCCACUAAAUGGACGAUUGUUAUGGCUUUUUUCCCUCACUACCAUCCUAACAAGCUCUUUGCACUUUGUUUGUCCAGUAUCAAGGCAACUCCUUGUUUGUCCAGUAGUCUCCUAAUAAAGGCAUCUGGUCUAGAGACACGUUUUUGAGAUGGAAAUUACUGGUCCAAGAGCCUAACAGCUCCUUUGAACUCAUCUCUUUCCUCUGGCUGAGUUUCUGGAAAAGUGUAAAAUUUCUUGCAUACCCAUUCUUCCACAAUGAAGUAGUGGUGUUUUUUGGGCUAAAUAAGUUAUUCCCUUUUUAACAAUGAAAGGGUCGAAUGCAUGUUCCAUUUCUUCCAUUUUUCACCAACAAUUGUAGGGUCUCUAUCGCAGUCAAAUUGUGAAAUUCUGCCAAAAUCUGUACUAACAGGUGUUGCCAUGAUUUCUCAUUGCCAGUUUGUUAGAUCCCGCUCUUUUUAUAACAGGAUGCCACUGGAUUGAGCUGCAGAAUUUAGUCAAAUAACUUAUGCCAUUUCAAAAGAAACACCCGUUUUCUCAACAUGACCACAAGUUAGUAUGAAAAAUCAAUCUCUAUAUUUUAGAUGUGAUAGAAAAAGAUCAAAGUUUUACAUAUAAAGAUUUGCAAAUUGCUUUCAACCAAGCGUAUGGUAGGUAUCUUGUAUUUUAAUCAAGGUCCUCAAAAAAAUUUAGUCAACGAAACCAAUCAAAAAAUCUUCUUACAAAACUUAUCUUGUGUAUCGUCUUCUAGUCAAACUUGUUCCAUUUUUAUGCAUUUUAAAGGCUGUAGGAACUUGGAUUAUUUUGAAGCUAGAAAUAUAAAACAUCCUUCAAAUAACAUUUUAUGUAUUAUUUAUUAAUUAAAGUGGGACAGCGUUAAAAUUUCCAUUGCUUUUCCUUUGAAAUAAAACUUUUAAAAAAUAAAACUGAGUUUACUUGAACUACAUGUGUUAUUUAAAGCUCUUUUAAUAAUUGUCUGGGAUAUAUAUUGAUUUCUCUUGUUUUACAGCAAAAGCCAUCAACUGCAAAAAUGCCAAGGUUCCCUAUUUGAAAGGAAAAUUUGAGAUGAAAGGCAUCCCAGACAUGGAAAAAGGAGAAUGGCAAUAUCAAGAAGCCUUCGGAUUAUGGGCAAUCUCAAAUAAAUCGAAUUAUGACCGUUAAAGAGUCUAUUACAUUCAAGGGCAUUACGCCAGUAUUAGCUGCACCACCAAAUGUAGAACUUAUUGCUGCAACACCAAGUGUAUUGGCUGCUGCAUGUGUAUCAGAUGAGGAAAGUGCUACUGAAAUUGAAACCCAGAUUACACUGCAUACGGAUUUACCAGUCUCCAUGUUCAAAAUUGUGGAAGAGCAAGUGGUAUUAAGGGCGCUCAAUGGUGAUAGAAAGAUUGAAUAUAUAAUAGUCUUCCAAAGCCUUGAAUAUAGUCUUGAAUAUAUAAUAGUCUUCCUUAUAAUAGUCAAUAUAAAAGUCUUCCAAAGCCUCAGGGAUGAAGAAGUUGGGCAGUUGAUGGACACCUGUCUUUACUGAGCAUGCAUUGGAUGUUUUCAAGGAAAUAUGCAUCACAAGAAAAGGGUGUUGUCUUGUCAACAUAUACUGAUCAUGCUGGUGUCUUUUGGUUGUUUUACUAUAAAGGCUUUGCAAAGGAUCUUACUAAUUGGAAUUGUGAUGAUUCAGUGCCUGGAUACUGGCUCGACAAGAAGAAGGGUCCAGUUUACCGUUUUUUUUAGGUUUUAUAGUUUUGAUAGGAGUUUUUUGUAACGUCAUAAAUCUCAUUUUCUUUAAAAGUAUAAAAUGCAGUAGUGAUGGUUGGUAACUGUUUCUUAUGUUUCAUUAGUACUGCCUUUCGAAUCAGGUAAAAUGUUAAAGGUGAUCUCUUCCUCGUUUAUUUUUGAUGUUGCUGAAUAGUUUAUGCAACACAGUUGAUAUCUUUUUCAUAUUUUUCUAAUAAUUGUAAUAUGUUUGUAUUUUUGUAAUUCUUUAUUUACUACUUACAACUGAUUAAUUGUCUAAACUUUUUUAUCCUAGCUUAAUGCUUGCCAGUUUUUUCAGAUCCCUCUCUUUGAUCUGCGUGCUUGUUCAUUUUAUCAGCUGGUGUUCAUUUUUAGCUUUAGGGUUUACCGCAACUUUAAAUGAUGUUUUGUACCUUACCAUUUAGGUUUGGCUUUCUUUAUUGUCAAAAGCUCUCAAUUUUUAAGGAUUUGAUCACCAAAGUUUUUUUUGAACUCUAAACACUACAAAUGGUCACAAAAUUUGCAUACAGCCAACAAAAUUUGCAUACAUCGCAAUUUUUAUUGAAGUUCUAAUUUUGAUAUGUAUGCUUUUGAAAAUGGCUUUGGAAAAAAGCAAAUAAACAGCCUAAAAUCAUAUCAAAUCAUUAAUGAGAAUGGAGCUGAAGUUUUUGACCAGUUAAAAUAAUGGAGGGCCUUAUACCCCCACACCCACGUGUCUUGUUGCCAUGCUGUGGUAUCAUUAAAGAUGCAAUAGUUACUGUUGUCAUCAUGUGAGGUGCGGUUGGCAGAUGCUCAAUGAGCAAGAGACAAGCAAGCAAGAAGAUAAAUUAAAAGUAAAGGGAAUCUUUUUUACUGUAUGAUUGCACGAUCAAAUUCAAGUCAUAUUUUCACCAAAGGGACAUAUGACAUUCAACUGUCACGAUACCCCCUUUUUCUUCAUUCAUUUAGAUAUAUUUUUUUCUAUUCUAUCGUCAUCAAUUAGUUGCUUCUUUUAGUUUAGCCGACCUUUCUGAAUCAGUUUAAUGACUAACUUUCAUUACAUCGUUUCAGCUCUACCUACGUCUUACCCUCGUUUUCAUUCCUUUUCGAUAUCUACCUUUAGUGUAUGACUCGGUUGUUUUUCUUACAUUGUAUCGUCGCUAAAGCUAAUAUCAUGUUAGUCACUUUUCCUGUUUUUCUAAAAUAUUAUUGGUUAAGUUCUUCACGUGUUUCCGCGUAGCUUUUUAUUUAAACAGUAGUUUGUAAUUAGAAUUUAACUUGUGUUCCAUGUCUCACUGGAGUCAUGUUUAUUGUUGAUUGAAUGAAAAUGUUAAUGUGAAACUUGUACUUUUCUAUACCGCUCGAGCCUGACUGCCCUUCACAUAUUUUUGCAAGAGCACCUUCAUGGAGGUAGGAUGUGCCUCACUGCGAGUUUCAAGGAAUUGUUCAAGAGAUUGUGCUCUUUGUUUGCGCAACUCAGCUUAAAGGACAAGUGACACGCUUUUGGCGCCAAAUUUUUUUUUCUUUUAACUUAAAGUAAAAUGCUGUAUGAGAGUGUUGUUGAAAUAUUUUUUUACUUUCUGAUUUCAUUUUCCCACUUAAAAACCCAUUUGAAAUUAUGGCGGGAAAUGAAUCACGUGACACCGUGAUGUAGAUUGUGAUAAUUUGUUAUUACUGCUACUGGUAUAGAGUGCAAUAUUAACGUUUACAACACGCUUGUAAACGAAUACAGUUCGUCUGGACCUGUUGCGUCGUGUUUCGUAAACUCUCUAUCAAUUACAGGAAAAUUCUGAGUUAUUACAAUGUACGUCAUAGGGUCACGUGAUAAAAAGCAAAAUCGCGCCCCCUGCACCCCCUGCGCCCCCUGAUUAGAAUUUUUUGUUCCAAACCAGGAAAAAAUUACUUCUAAAAGAUGAUCUAUAAGUUAAUGAAAAGAAAAGAUAGGGUGAAAAGUGUGUCACUUCUCCUUUAAAUUGACAAAAACUGAAAAACUAUUUUAUACCAAGAUCUCGUGUAAAACAACCUUAUUCCAGUCAAAUUCCAAUUUUAGAUGCCGUUGGACGCUUGUUUUGUUGCGAAAAUAAGGUAGUUGGAAUUUUUACGACCUGCACUUCGAUUCGAAAAUCCAAGCCAAAUGCGGUAUUCAGGGGCAUGAAAAUGCUAUGUAUUGUCCUGAUACCGUCUCAUUAGACACCAGAGCAAGAGGCAAUUUACUCCUGCAAAUAGCGUACGAGAUUUUCCCUAAAAAGAAGAAUUGCUGGGGAUUGUCAGGUAAAACAAAAGGAUUUUCAAAAAAGGUGUACAAUGUUUUCUUGGAGUGAUUUGCCCCUCGCACCAGACAGUAGAUUGUUUGAACAUGAUUCACUCCGUGUAUUUGAUUAAAAUGAAAACUCAGUAGAGGUCUUGUUGUCUUUGCUGGAAUUUAUGGAAAAACGGCUUGACAUUGUUGAUUGUGCAACGGAAGUUACGAAGGAUAACUUCCUUUCCUUCGUAAAGCUUACAGCCAGUCAAAAUGAUAAACAGGAAAUACAUGCCUCAGCUGCACCAGACCUUGAUUUGCGGUCACUGGCAAACUAGUAUAAUGACAUUCAGGAGACCGAUAUUAGGAAAGACGGCAACUCAAAGGCUCUCCUGAAACAGCUUUGCAGACAGGAGCACUACAAAGAGGUAGCACAGGUUAUGGCCUGGAUUCUGGUGUGCAAGCCAAACUCAGCAGAUUGCGAGAAAUUGGUCUCGGUUUAUAGUAGCCUCAAGACAAGCACCAGAAGCUGGCUUCUACGCGAAACGAUAAGCAACUAUUUAUAUGUCAGCAUGAAUAUGCAUGUCUUUACCAUGUUCAACCCUAGACCUGCUGUGCACUACUUUCUGCAAGACCGAAAUCAUAGAGUAAGGGAUAUACCAAAGGCAGAUCGACAAGUGUGAUUUUGCAAAGUAUUUGAAAGUGAAAAUGAGACACAAGACGAAGAAAUGAACGAGAAAAAGCCUUUGCAACAUUUUUACUGACAGAAGAUAUGGUAUAUUUUACAUAAACGUUUACUCUCAAGUUCCUAAUUGUAAGGGGGUGGAACUCCAUUUUUCAAAAAUUUUUCAUACUCAUUUCCAUUUAUCAACAACCCCUUAAUUAUAUAUUUCAUGGAAAGUUCCUAUUUAAAGACCCCCAACUUUAAACAUAAUUUCGGAAAAUUUAAGCAUUUCAAUCUAUUAUGACCCAUUUAAGGGUUUAGGAACUUGAUAGUACUUUGCUCGCAGAUAUCUAAUCAUGCUAUCAAGUUUCAGAUAAAGUUUUGUUUGUUUAUCCUGGGGUAUGCUAAAUGCUUGUUUUUAGGAGAGUUUUGACAGUCUACUUUAGGAAUAGGAAUCAGAGGUAUAACAUUGGACAUAAAGAUAUAAUUUGUUUGGUUAUCUAAUAGGCUAGAAAAUGGCCAAUGAAACCUGACAGCAAGCACUGAUGCAUCUAAUUGAAAUAUUGCUUAACUAAGGGAUGCACAAACUGGUGCUGAGUUGGCUGAGUCUUGUUGCCACGUUGUAUAACUAGCAUACCGGUUUUUAAAAUUCAAAGUUGUUAUAAGUCGUUUCUGGCAAUUUUCUAAAAAUAAAUUUUCAAAAUUUAUUUUUUCUGGCAAAAACCCAAAAAAUUCACUUUCUUCGUUUCUCCUCGAACUAAAAUAAUUGCAUCCAGCCUUUUUUGCAUUGAAAGGUAAACACACUAAACCUCUCAACUUUCAACUGUUGUUUUCUCCAGAUUUCUGACCUUGAACUGCCAAAACAUUUAACACCAUUUGAGGUGGAAAAUACUGGUCCAAGAGCCUAACAGCUCCUUUGAACUCAACUCCUUCCUUUGGCCGAGUUUCUGGAAAAGUGUAAAAUUUCUUGCAUACCCAUUCUUCCACAAUGAAGUAGUGGUGCUUUUUUGGGCUAAAUAAGUUAUUUCCUUUUUAACAAUGAAAGGGUCGAAUGUUCCAUUUCUUCCAUCUUGCACCAACAAUUGUAGGGCCUUCAAAUUGUGAAAUUCUACCAAAAUCUGUACUAACAGGUGUUGCCAUGAUUCCUUAUUGCCAGUUUGUUAGAUCCCGUAUUUUAUAUGACAGGAUGCCAGUGGAUUGAGCUGCAGAAUUUAGUCAAAUAACUUAUGCCAUUUCAAAAUGAAACACCCGUGUUCUCAACAUGACCACAAGUUUGUAUGAAAAAUCAAUCUCUAUAUUUUAGAUGUGAAAGAAAAAGAUCAAAGUUUUACACAUAAAGAUUUGCAAAUUGCUUUCAACCAAGCGUAAGUGAACGAAACCAAUCAAAAAAUCUUCUUACAAAACUUAUCUUGUGUAUUGGCUUCUAGACAAACUUGUUCCAUUCUUUAUGCAUUUUGGGGGCUGUAGGAUCUUUGAUUAUUUUGAAGCUAGAAAUAUAAAACAUCCUUCAAAUAACAUUUUAUGUAUUAUUUAUAAAGUGAGGCAGCUGUGAAAAUUCCAUUGCUUUUCCUUUGAAAUAAAACUGAGUUUACUUGAACUCCAUAUGAUCUUUUAGACAUAUUAGACUUGAAGCUCUUUUAAUAAUUUUCUGGGAGGGUUAUUGAUUUCUAUUGUUUUACAGCAAAAGCCAUCAACUGCAAAAAUGCCAAGGUUCCCUAUUUGAAAGAAAACUUUGAGAUCAAAGGCAUCCCAGACGACAUUCCAAGGAGAAAGGAGAAUGGCAAUAUAAAGAAGCCUUCAGAUUAUGGGCAACUCAAAAAAAUCUAAUAAUGACAGUUAAAGAGUCGAUUACAUUCAAGGUUAUUACGCCAGCAUUAACUGCACCACCAACUGUAGAAGUUGUGGCUGCAACACCAAGUGUAUCGGCGGUGGCAUGUGUAUCGAUAGAGGAAAGUGCUAAUGAAAUCAAAACCCAGAUAACAUUGGAUACGGAUUUACCAGUCUGCAUGUUAAAACUUGUAGAAAAGGAAGUAGGAUUAAGGGUGCUGAAUGGUGGUAGAAAGAUUGAAGAAAGCGAGAUAAACGUUUUCAAACGCCUCAGGGAUGAAGAAGUUUGGCAGUUGAUGGACACCUAUUCCAGGGUUUUUACUGAGCAUGAAUUGGAUGUUUUCAAGGAAAAAUAUGCAUCACAAGAAAAGGGUGUUGUCUUGGCAACAUAUACUGAUCAUGCUGGUGUCUUUUGGAUGUUUAAGUUUGAAGGCUUUGCAAAGGAUCUUACACAUUUGAAUGGUGAUGAUUCUGUGCCUGGCUACUGGCUCGACAAGAAGAAGGGUCCAGUUUACCAUUUUUUUAACAGCAACGUCCAUUCAAUAUAGCAAGAUCAUAAAGGACGAUUACCAAAGUAUUAUAAGAUGGAAACACAGAGUGGGAAAAAACGAGGCAACUAAGAGUGGACCAAGAGUUUCUCUGCUUGUUGAAGAAAAAAUCAAACUGUUUAAUUAAGUGCUUUGCUUUUGCUUUGUGUGAUAUUCGGGAGACUUUUAAUUUUCACUCUUUGAUGCCUUUUUAACUUUCCAUCUUUUACAAAGACUGAGAACCAAUAGUAUUGAUAGGAGUUUUUUGUAAAAUUAAAAAUCUCUCAUUCUUUAAAAAUAUAAAAUGCAGUAAUGAUGGUUGGUAACUGUUUCUUAUGUUUCAUUAGUACUGUCUUUCUCAUCGGGUAAAAUGUUAAAGGUGAUUUCAUCCUCGUUAAUUUUUUGAUGUCGCUGAAUAGUGUAUGCAACACAGUUGAUAAUCUUUUUCCUAUUUUUCUAAUAAUCUUAAUAUGUUUGUAUUUUUGUAAUUCUUUAUUUUACUACUUACAACUGAUUAAUUGUCUUAACUUUAUUAUCCUAGCUUAAUGUUUGCCAGUUUUUUCAGAUCCCUCUCUUUGAUCUACAAUGCCUGCCAAAAGUAGUUGGAACGCCGAGAUUGUACUCUUAAUAAAUGUAUAUUUUUCAGUUCAUUUCCCUUUUUCAAGCAGAUGGAACCCCCUUCCCCCCUUAUACAAUGUUGUGAAGAAGGAUAAACAUGUUGCUAAACAUGGGUUGCAAAAUUUGCGCGGGAGGGUAGACAUUUAGUAGGAAAGAUGAUUGAACUGUUCCAACACUUUUGGCCGGCAUUGUAUAUGCUUGUUCUUUCUAUCAGUAUGGAGCUCUGAAAUCGAAUCACCUUUCCAGUUUCUAAAAAUAUAUUUCCUCACUGGUGUUCAUUUUUAGCUUCAGGGUUUACUGCCACUUAAAUAAUGUUUUGUACCUUACUGUUUGGGUCUGGCAUUAUUUAUUGUCAAAAGCUCUCAAUUUUAAGGAUUUGAUCACAAAAGUUUUAUCUCGAACUCUAAACGCUACAAAUGGUCACAAAAUUUGCAUACAGCCCACAUAUGACUCGAGUCUGAGCCUUGCACUCGCAAUUCUUAUUCAAGUUCCAAUGUUGAUAUGUAUGCUUUUGAAAAUGGCUUUGAAAAAGGCGAACAAACAGCCUAAAAUCAUGUCAUUUAUGAGAAUGGAGCUGAAGUUUUAGACUUGUUGAAAUAAUGGAGGGUCUUAUACCCCCACAUCUACGGCUGUUAAGUAUCUUGUUAUCAUGCUGUGGUAUCAUUAAAGAUGCGAUAGUUACUGCUGUCAUCAUGUGAGAUGCUGUUGGCAGAUGCUCAGUAAGCAAGAGACAAGAAAGCAAGAAGGAUAAAUUGAAAGUAAGGGAAAUCUUCUUUACAGUAUGAUUGCACGAUCAAAUUAAAGUCAUAUUUUUACCAAAGGGACAUAUGACGUUCAUCUGUUGACAUAUAAAUGUGCUAAACAUUCACAUUAUAUUCAAUUUUUUGCCCCGUUCACACUGUUCUUCUUUAUGUGUCAGGCGCUAAGGCGUUGACGAUCAUGCUCCUUCAAAUUUCUUAAUCUUGUUACAGUCUGGUUACAGAUCACUUUACACUGUUACAGAUCACUUUUUGAUCUGUAUCAAAAUUGAUAUGGAUUGGCCUCCCAUUUGCACCACUCCUAGUUAUCCGUAGCAAAAUUGAUACAGUUGACUGUAUCACUUUUGAUCCUUCUAGCAAAAAGAUAGUAAGUGAUCUGUACUCGUGAAAUCAAUUGUAAACAGGGCAAUCUAUAUCACUCUUGAUACGGAUUAACAAUGAAGCUUUAAAUCAGCACGCGAUUGAGACUAUUUAGCACCAACAGACUCGAUUGAACUCUAUUUUGUUAAUGCCUGGUAGGCUGGAACUUGGUGAGAUAACCUAAUCAAUAAUGUUGUAUCGCCAGUAUAAUGUGUUGAGAAUUUUAGAAGGUCCAAGGACAGUCUCUUGAAUCUAUGUUAUGAGUUAUGUCAAACAGUCAUUGUUCGGGCAAUUUUUUGCACCUAACAGAGAAGGACUUUGAAGUAUUAAAGGAGUUUUACUUAACAGCAUACAAAUUUUAGCACUCACUCAAGAAUCCAUACUGGUGUAAAUGGAAAGGCUUUCAAAUAAAGGUUUGAUGGUUAAACAAAAUCCUUCGAGUAGUGCCCAGCUUGAAUUUUUCAUAACAGAGACUCAAUGGAAGCGCACAUUUAACGGGUCUGAAUCCUAUUCUAGCUCAGCUUUUGACAUAAAUUAAUCUAGAACAUUGGACAAGAAAACACUAGCAAACAUAGAGAUGUAGUGUUGCAUUUCAAAUCUACAAAAUUCAUUGGGGUCUAAAUCUUUCUUAUUGCGGGAUUUGUAAUAUUCAGUUCUCCUUGAAAAUGCGACAUUCGCUAGAAAUUCACAGCUUGUAGACAUGAUAGACGACGGGAUUUCCUUACCAAAUUUUUCGUAGGUAAUUUUUUCAGAUAAAAUUUGGUUUCAAGUAAUUAGCAUGUGCUUGUUUAGGACACCUCUUAGACAGGGUUUUUAACAUGACUGCGAUAGAAGUUUGCAUUCUGCAUAAAAAAAGCCUUGUUCUUUAUAGCAUCUUUUUUCCAACUCAUAAAGCUGGAUAAUACAGCGUUUUGAAGCAAAAGGUAUUUUGUCUAUAAGAGAGGUCCGAGUAGAUUCAGAUUUUUGGUAAAGAUUCAAAUUCGAAUUUCUUGUUUCUUUGAAUGAAACUUUUUCAACUGACAGCAAAAUAUGUUCCUGAAGCACUAUAGUUGGGCGAUGUAUUUUGAUACUUCAAAUUUUUGUCGCUUUGUAUAUUGGCCUACACGUUGUGCAAGACAUAUUGCUUGUUUCUGACCCUCUAAGAAAGGAAGGUGUAAAAAAUUAGGACAGGAAUAUUUCUUGGUAGCAUUAUUAUGUUUUCCAGUAUCUGGAAGGAUUAUAAUAUCUUCUUUAUAAACGGAAAAUUAAGCUAUUAAACAGCAUUGAGAAACACAUUUAUCAGCUAGCUCUUGUGAAACAUAGCGCAAAGUGAGGAAAACAAAAUAUCUUUCUAUGACACAAAGAAUUUAGUUGGAAGCAAUAACUUGUUCAUUCACAUAAUAAAAAAAAUCAAGUUAAGCUUGAACCAGUGUGAACUAUCUUGAAGCUACCUAGGAAACAGAUCCUCAGAAUAUUAUCUGACUUUUUGAAAGCAUUAAGUAUUGCCAGUAAUAUCUUAUUAGUAUAAUCUGUUAUAUCAUUAUUGAAGUAUCUUAGCAGUUUUUUAUAGGUAUAGAAGGUAAAAACUAAAAAAACAAUGUGUCAAUAAAAUUGUAAAAUCCAAAAUGGAAAAAUGAGAAAAAAGCAGAUAAGGAGCAGUCACUACCACCUGGUUACAGCCUCAAACCCAGAUGGGGGGUGGUUGUUUGUGCUCCUUGUAUGUUCAGGCAAUGAGCUUGAAAACGGGCAGAAAAUGGUAAAAAAGCACCUAAUCAGCCAGAAACCCACAAGGGACAUUUUGGGGCUUUAAUUCAGUAUGCCUGUUUCACAUGGGCGCCCCUCGCAAUCCUGCGUCCAGGAUCACGGUUGCAAAAUAAAUAUAGAAGCAAUAAGAGUGAAAAUUUAUUAAUCAGUGGAUUCCGUACCCUAGAUGUAACUGUGCCACUGGUGUAAUAUUUAUAUAUUGUUAAAGUUAAAGGCGCAUGAUGCUUUGAGAAGCGGCUUUGUGUUAAUGGCCUAAUUUAGAGUGUAGCAAUUGAUCUUUGAUGUUAGGCCUUCUGGUGAGGGCUAGAACCGGUCUGGUGUCAUUCCAUAUUUGUUUAAGAUAACCAUCGGCAUCAUUAAACAACACGCGUCAUACUAAUAUAUAAAAUGGCCAACUUCAUGGAGAAAGACGUUUUAUCCUCACCAGAAUCCAUCACGGACAGUGGCAAGUCACACUGGACAACCUGCCAGCAUUCGAUUCUCAAUGUUUCUAUUGCGUCCCAUUACAAUUUGUAUUUCCCGCAACAGUAAAGUCUACAUUAGUGGUUCCUUAGCUAUCAGCUCCGAUUAUUAACUAAUUGCUUAGAUUGAUAUUACUCUCCAGCAUCCACUUUAGUACUGCAUUUUGUUGUUACUUGCGGUUUCUCACACAUCAUAGUUUGCUUCUGUGCCCACCCUCUUGGGCCUUACAACUGUAGCUUAUAUUACCGGUUCGGGCUACCUGGCUUUCCUCCAUUUCUCUAUAUUAUGCGAAGCUCACUGUGCAUGCGCUGGUACUGUCUCCUUGGCCCUCUUUGCGGGUGUUGGGUAUGUUUCUCCCUGUUCCCAGGGGCAAACGCUGCCUGUCUCUUGGCAUUACAGUUAGCUAUUCUGAUUAUGUCCGGAUUUUAGUGCUCUUCCAUUUCCGACUGGACUCGUGUGGCUUUGGCCUCCUCCUCUAUGGCCAGUUCGGUGGCGGGACACCAUUAUGUGGCAGAUAUCUCUGCAAAGGCUCGCAAUGGCCGCAUCCAGCCAGGUUGCAUUUGGGUGUGACAGGGGCCUGGUUAAGUCUUAUGUGAACGAGGGUUGGGUUAAGGUAGGGAAAUGGCCAGACUCUGCACUCCAGGAGAAAUAUUCAUGCUUGUUCUCAUGGAAUUUUUUCGAGCACAUAUGUCUGGCAAGGUUGUUUACAAAGGUUUGGGGUGGGGACAGAGGGAGGGUUUUCAAGGAACCUCUGGAGGGUUGAGUUCAGGUGAAUUAAUAGGGAAUGUUGGGACUGGGAGUGUGGCGGCUGGGGUGGGGGCAGAUUUGGAGUGGGUUUUUACAGAAGUAGGAAAGGUUGGUGCAGACCAGGUGGACAUAGUGGUGGUGGGUGUGGUAAAUAUAGGGUGUGGCCGUGGUCUGGACAGUGGAAGGAUUUGCGGCUCGUUUUGGAAUAGUGGGUAGGGAUUCGGGAGAGGCCAGGGGUGGGGCUUGGUGAGUUAAGGUUUGAUGGGUUUGCAGACUUGAUUUUCUUUUCUUUUUUAGUCCAAGUGAAAGGCCUUUGCCAGAUUUUGAUCUGGUGUAAUCCUGUUGGGCAGGUGUUUUGGGGGGAGAUCGUACAGGGGGUCAGGUCAAUGUCCAUCAGAGCCGUUAGUUUGGUAGUAGCUGAUGACACCAGUGACGUCACCAUGGUGGUGAAGGCAAAUGCGAUAGUUGCCAUGUUCGGAAUUCCAGAUCUGUAGGGCACUAAAAGAUCGACAACAAAAAGCACGCAUCAAGAAAGCAGGCCUCUAUUUCUCCAACUUGCUACUGCAACUUUCCAACUACUACUACUACAACUUUCCAACUUGCUUUCCUUCCAUUCAACCCCCCCCCCCCCCCCUGAUUACUACUUUUCAGGAAAUUCUCAAACUCCCCAAUCAUUUCAACACCCUAUUUUUCAGUACUUCAAAGAUAGUCUCAGGACUUCUUUUCAGCUAAAAUAAUAUAGUUUUCUUAAUAAGUUACUUCACUGUGGUGGCCCCAUCUAAAAUACACUUGAAGCUGUUAUUGUGUUUCCAAACAAAUGUGGAUGCUAUCCAUUUUCUACUGCUCUGUAGUAGCAAGUUGUAAGCUUAAAGACUAAUUAAUAUUAUUACAUGAUUGACCUUUAAAUUUUUUUCAAUAUUAUGGCUAAUGAUUUCGCCCUUUCACGAUAAAUGAAACCUAAUAUGUAAAAUCUUUUACCUUCCUAAUUUCUAGGUGAAACAUUUAACAGCAUAUUAUUCCAAUAUAGAGUAGGAGAGCGAACAGUAUCUUACUUGUGGAAGAAACAACACAAGCACUCUUUUCUGCAUUUAAGAAAGUCUACUUGAAGGUAGAAUACAUUGAUACUAGAUAGAAGUCAUAAACAUAAAUGUGUGAUUCUGUUGAAGUAUGUAAGAUUUAUAAUUUUUGAAGCUGGGAAUCCUGAUUUGCUGUAUAGCCUGGUUAAGGUGAUUCAACAUUGUCAGAGAAGAACUGAGUAUCCAUUCUAUGCAAUCUCUGCUCGGGUGAUUGAAGCCAGCUUGGGUUUCCAGGAUACUGAGUUGAUCCAUAAUACCUGCUUGAGGCAUAGAUUGACCCCUUUUGCAUUGGAUUUGCAUUGGAUGCCUGGUGGCCUAAUGAUCCCAUCUGGGCUUGAACGAUUAUAGUUGAUAUUUCAUGCUGUGCUAUUUUCCUUGUGACAGGAUCUAAUUCGCCAAGGCUCUCUGCUACAAAAUGACCAAAGCUUGCAGUGGCACUGUUGCAAUCACUCUUCUGCUUUCUUUUCUUUGUUUGGUUUUUGGAUGUUGCCAGACUUUUAAUAUGAAAUAUGAAAUUUAUUGUGGAAGUUACAAUUAUAGAAAGCAGAAAAAAUCUUUCAGUGACUGACUGAAUAACAUACUAAGCAAUGUGCAAUUUUGCUUUUUUACAGGCAAGUCUUGGGUUGCUUUCAUCUGCAUUUCUUGCUUUACUAUCUGCAAAUAUUUUAUAGCACUGCCUUGCUCGAAGCUUCAGGGUCUUUUGUGCUGGUAGAGGAAUACCAUGUGCUUUCAGUUCAUCUGCUAAGGUUUGUGUCACUUUUUCUUUUCUAUCUUUUUUAAAUUGAUCCCAUGUUUUUUGCAUACAAAUGCUUGUUGCUUUGAAAAACAACGGGCAAAUUAACCUGAAAGAACAGCAUUGAGAAUCUUAUUUUGAAUUAGAUUUAGCUGAAUGUUUGCAGCAGAUUUGAAUUUUCUGUAAAAAAUUUGGUUUCUUGUCAUUCUGUGCUCGUUUUUUCUAUUAGUUUUGAUUAGCAUGGACUUUGCACAACACGAUGGCAAGAUAGAAUUAAAUUGAGUCUUAAUUCGAGUACUUGGUUAUACAUACAUGGUUGCAAGAAGUUUUUUUAUGUUUAUAUUUUUUUAUGCAAGAAGUUUCAAAAGUCAUUUCAGUUUUUUUAUGAAGGUUUCACUCGAACACUGUUGGUUACACAGGAUGAAGAUUUCACUCUUCGAGAGAUUUUAAGUCAUUCGAGAGAUUUUAAGUCAUUCGGAGAUUUCAAGUCAUUCAAGCUUGUUUGAUACUUGCUUGCCAUAAGACAAAGCAAUUAUUGCAAAAAAAUCUACAACAGCUGGCAGCAAAUCUUGCCAUUCAUUCAUCAAAUAGCUGUUUUUUGCUUUCUCGGGAAAAUGUUCCCUCUUUUUCAAGGUUUAUAAGUUAAACUUACAAAUGACCUUGAUUUUAUGCCAUUUAAUGAUUUUUAUGAUAUUUUCUCCUCUGAAUUCAAAGAAAUGAUGGAUUUCCACUGUCAAAGUGACAAUGUAUUGGAUAAAGAUGGGAAUUGAAGCCAUCCAUAAAUAAACAAUUGGUCAAGCAUCAAAUUUUUAAUGGAAGCGACAAAGGAUGUACCGGAUAACAGCUUCCAAUUUCUACUCAGCUGCUAUCAACACAGUUACGAACAAAGGUUGAUCUGUUAGCUGAUUUGCUGUAGCAUGCAUACAAGACUUUAUCUUCACUGUUAUCCAUAACAUUAAAGCCUGUAAAGUUGGAUUUUUUUCUUUUGCUCCAGGUCACGUGCUCAUAUUUUUUUGUCAUCAGCACACAUUUUUUGCCCUAUGCUUAAAAGCAUAUGACUGUUGUCUAUAUCAUUUGAUGUACCAACUUCCUUCAACAUGCUCUAGCAUCGUUUGACAGAUUGUACCAAAACGGGCAGUCUAAAAACGAGCAUCUUCUCCAUCUUGCAGUGGUCUGAAUUUUGUAAUUUCUUGUGUGAUUGCAUCUGAUACAAAACGAGGGUCUCUAUAAAUAGCAUUUAACACUCCCAUGCAGUGUCAUAAUCAGAUCCAACUCCUCCAUUUCAUACUUAUCAUCAUCCUUUAUUAAAUUUGUAAGCUCCUCAUGCUUACGUACUAAAAGUUCAAACCUCCUUUUAAAUUAUCCAAUUAUUUUUGUACCUCGUUUACUGGACUUGCAUUUGCGACUACAUGAUCUAAGACUUUCAAAGCUAGAGUAGAGGCUUCUUUUGCAGGUCUCCGAUUGAUUUUUCCCCCUUUUAACUUCUCAGCUUCCGCCAUGGUUUCCUUUCAUAACUUUGUUGGUUGCAGUUCUCAAGUUCUUUGACACUUUAUCAUAAAUCAAAUGCAUGGUUCUUUAUAACAGGACAGACUUUAGAUAAAUGCACCCAAUCAUAUAUAUAGAAAUCUUAUUCGAUUUGAAACAAGUAAAUGAAUAUGAAUAAGUACAAAACGUCUUAAUUCGGUGAUAAACUGAACAACCGGAAUAUAAACUGAAUGCGGAGAUACAAUAAGAUAAAACCUACUUACUUAUGGUGAUGUCUCUAAAUAUGGGUAAUUAGACUGUUUUUUGGUUUUAUACUUUUGGUUAGCAUGCAGUAUCAUUUCAAUAUUUUUAAAACUACUAACAAAACUAAUUCACAUCAUAAUAAAGCACAGUGGGAUGAUAUUGAACAACAUUUGUCAGCAAAAUAAUAAUAAUAAGUUUAUGUUUUUAAAAAUAUUUAAUCAAAGAAACACCCUCAAAGUGCCAAUACCCCCUCCCACAAGUUUAAGAUGCUUCCUGAAUGCAAUGCAAGAAUUGAACAUGAGGUUGAACAAGAUAUUGCAACACUACGCUACAUUGAAACCGUCUAGCCCUCACUAACAGACAGUUAAAAAGUGAUUGCCGAAAUUAAUUAUAUAGAAUGAUAAGCAAUUAAGCAUACUUUGGAAGAUAAGCUUACCAAUCAAUGUUUUAAGCAUGUCUUGCUCAGCAUAUUUAUGUCUCUUGAACUGUUGAGGCUUCUGCACUUUAGCUGUAUUUAGUGUUGCUGAUUGUUAGGCAGGACAUGGCAGAGGGCAGUGGGGCUCCAGCUCAUGAAAAGUGAGGGACUAGAGAAGGUCUGUGGCUGUAGCACACAAAAAGUUUUUUGGACCACCUCCUUUUUUCCUACAAGAAGCAUUUUUUCCCUUAUGAAACAAUCCUUGUUUCCCAAGAAAUGUAAUUUAAUUAACGAUUUGCAAUGAACAUUAUUUCCUAAAACUUAAUUUCAGAGUUUUGAAAUUAGAUAUUUUACGCAUUUAAAAAUCACGAUAAAACACUGAAUAAAGUGCUAUUCCAGAUUGGAAUCUUUGAAAGAUGCGCGGGGGAUCUGUUUGAUGUCCAUGAAAAUUGCGCAUUUGAAAAUAGCUCAGAUAAACAUUUUGUGCGGCUGAGACUAAUUACCAUAAAAAUACAGUAUGUAACGUUCGGUUAUAUUUCAGAUAAAAACAUUAAUGGCAUCAUUAGUGUUGAUAAAAACAUUCUAACAAAUGUAAACAUUUUUCAUAAUUCCUAAAAAUAAGAACGAGAGGCAGCAAACCAGAUGCGAAUACUUUCCGUAAACCAAAAUCUGCUCAAACUUUGAAAAAGUUGUGCAUGGUAAUGAAUUAGAUAAUCCUGUCCCAUGUGUAUUUUACUCCCAACAGCUUUAACAACGAUAAAAUAUCCUUCACAUUUUUGCUGUCAUUAGGCAUAUUUAUCGUGUUUGGAUACUGGCAUUCAAAUUUGGUGCUAGAGACAAACAUUCAAGGUAUUAUAUUCAACCAAUUUGCUUUUAAAGGGUAAAUCAAACUGUUCACAAAAAAUAUCAAAUGCGAUGGCACGAAUUUAAAGGGCCUCUCCAGCCAAAUUUUGCACUUGCAUUUUAUUAGCUAAUCUAAAGGAGUUGAACCUGCUGAUCACGAAUUCGUUCUUUGUUUUUCGAUAUUUUUUACAGUUUGUGAGAUAUAAGCUCUUGCAUUCUCUUGCAUUACGUUAAUUGAAUUGAAUUAACCGACAAAAAAUUUUUGUUUUGGUAACACUGUGACGCAAUUUUGACGUCACAGUGUAUUUCGCUAGUCUCGCCUCAAACCGAAUUGAACGACGGCGAUUCGCAAAUUGAACACUGCAAGUGAUAGUACUCUCAGUUCUGUUCCACCGGCUUUUAGUUUGAGCAUUUCAGGCAUCAGUUCUGAAGCCAUUAGUUGUUCAUCGUUUCUGGAGAACAACUGAAGUGUCAAUUUUGAUUAAUUAUACGCGAGGGAAGAGCUGGAACAAGAAGCCAUAGCUUUGUGGGCCUACACAGGUGAUCAAAACAAAAUCUUGACACAGCAUAGACACAUUCCGACCCGCAAACUUAGAAUGAUUGUAAACAUUUAAUAUUUUUCGAUCCUAAAAACUCCUGCUCUAGAUUUAGAUGCAGUUAUCAAUGCAUGACCAUGACUCCUUCGCGAUUCGGUGGAAGAUAUACGAAAUUCAUUACGGAUGAGAGCCGCACACUGUGACGCCAGAAUGUCACAAAACUGAUUCGGCUUUUGUCGUUUUUUUCUCGGAAAGGUGCAACUUUAAAGCCUUAUAACUUCUAAACUAAUUGGAAUUUUGCAAAAACAACGACUUUGCCAUUAUACACGCACCAGAUGCUAACUUUUUAGUCAAUAAAAAGAAUUUUUUUUUUCGGCUGGAGAGGCCCCUUAAGCAAUGUGCUCCACAUAGUAAGGUACUUUCAGCAAUGUGCCCCUUGUAAGAAACUUAAUCCCCCAAUACUGCCUAUUGUUAGAUAUUUCUUCCUUUCAUAUUCACAAAUAACAAUGGAAAAUAUGUUAACUUUGGAAAGACAAUAUAUAAAAUAGGUUUUUCCCGAAAUACAAGGCACUUUUUUAAGGGUUUUUUUCAUUACUGUCCCACAGUUUUCAUUUUUCAAUGUAACAUGAAAUGGGAAAGGUUCUAAUAACUUUUGUAGUGCAGCAAACAUAAUCAAUUUUCUUAACAGCAAAUAGGAAACCAAAUAAGAUGGUAAAGAGAAAUAAAUGCAACACAGUGUAGCAAUAAAACAUGAACAUCUGAACAUCAACAGAAUACAUACUUUGACCCAGAACAAAACAAGAUUAUGCAAUUUUGAAAAAUUAAGGUAUUAUUAGGAUAAAAUAAUAGAACUAUUAUUUAACAUUGGUAUAAUUCAGUAAAAUCUGAUUUUAAAAUUUUCAGGAAUAAAUUACUUCAAAGAUGAAAAUAAAAAAAGACUCUAGAAUUGAAAACUUUCAACCUGGGCUAGUCAAAACAAUUUAUGCCCCCAUGUGCUGUGCUUGCCUUUGCAUUUUUCUCAUAAUGUACAAAGAAUGAGUAUAUUAUAUUUUGAAGUUACGCUAGAUAUAGCUCUUUUGAAUCAAUAUAACUGCUAAAAGAAAAAAGUUCGUUACAACAACCAUUUGUUUCAAACUGGCUUAACUCUGUAGCUUUAUUUAUAAAUACUCUUUUUACCAAAGGCUCAUAUCUUGCUACUCCAGAAGCAAUCCAAAUCAUAAAAAAGGGAAAUACAAACAUAAUUUGAUACAUUUUCCAUCCCACUGGCAAAUAUUUGCAGUUCUAUUCCACUUGAUAGAAUCUAGAACUUUUUAAUAUAGCUCAAUAUUCAGUUUCAUAAUAUAAUAAAUUUUUUAAGAGCAGUGAGUAAGUAGCAUAAUAGUUUUAGUAAGACAGACAUUCUAGAUACUAAUUAAAAAUAUGUAAUUAUCAAUUUACAUUGAUACAAAAGUUUACAAAAUUUUUAAAGCAAAAAAGGAAGUUUCAAUUCUGAAUUUGUUAUUGUUUUGAUAACUAAACAUGCAUCCUCUAUGUACUUUAUUUUGGCCUUUGCACUUGAAUAAAUCGGAACAUAAUGGCGUUUGAUACCAUGUUUUGCACUUCCUUUGAUGUAAAUAUCUGCCAUCUUUAAAAGAGCUUUCUCACAUUGAAUUGCAUAUGGAAAACACCAGUCUACCUAUGCACGCUUAGAAAGUACGCGGGUUGCCAACCCCUGCUCUACAGCGUCUGCUUCAUGUUGGCACCCCCAGGUAGUUGCAGCAGUUGUAAACUUGCAAUGAGAAGGAUAGUAAAUUUUUUUAUUAAACUUAUGAAAGGCUUACUGGGAUUUGUUCUACAGCAAGCUUUAAUGGUUGAUUAAGAUAUUCUACCAGCUUUGAAGUGGAACCAUUCUUCACAUUUUGCCUGAUCUCUUGUUGCUUCCUCUACAUAUUUGACUUGCUCUUCAGUAAUGGUCAAAUCAAGUGUCCCACAAUAAUGAACUAAAUCAUCAUAUGAUGAUAAAUUAGUUGCCUCUACACUAUAAAACUGUGUUAGCACUUUUGGAAAAUGGUCCAGAGAGCUAAUAGGCAUGUCAUGGUGUGAAAACGAACUUACAAUUGAAAGGCUGCUGGCUUUGGGUUGUUCUCACUGAUUAUAGCGAAAAAUUUGGAAACUUCUUUUUCUGUUGGAUGAGGAAUGGGAUUUGCUGGCUUUUUAGGGCGUUUUGUUUCAUUUGCAAAUUUUUUUAAUGAAAGAUCUUGAACUCAUCCACAGACAAAUUGAUAAUAUGCUUCUAAACUUUUAUAGUUCUUUAGCUCUUCGUUAGUAUAUGCACUUUUUGUUAAUAAUAGGUUAGCCACGAUGUCUGGAUAUGACACGCCCGGAUAGUCCUCAACAGCUCUGCUCCAUGUUUUUUUUGAGUUCGUGUAGGGAUCAGUGUUGUCUACCAGCUUUAUCUUCUCUAAAUAUCUAUUCUUUGCAUCAGUACUCAACAAUUCCAAAUAAUUUCUCAGACCAGCAAUAAUACCUCGCUUAAUUGAAGUUUAGGCUGUUUGUGAUGGUGUAUGAAUGUAGCGGCAAAUAUCAAGUUUGGUGUAGUGUCAAAGCAAGGUACUUACAAGAACUUUCAAAAAAGCUUUUCCCAAGAUAAAAGUGCACAAGAUAACUUGAAUCUUUCUUCGAUUUCGAGAACUACAGCAUGUUUCACAGUGAACAGAAACGAUAACAAUUGACUAAACAGACGUUCUGCUAAGAAUCAGUUGUGAUCCAUCAUGGCGGAGAUGGAUUUGUCACAUGACUAAUGGGAUUAAUCUAUAGGAGGACAUGAGCAUGUGUAAGCAUUGUUUUAUACUGAGCCAAAUUGUACAGAUGUUUCUAUCUUAGUGUGGAAGAAGAAAGAAGUAUUAGAAUGCAAAUUUCAAGCAAAACCGAUUGUUGCAACAAGACCCAAUCAACAUUUUUGCAAAACCUUGAAAAGAGGGUUUCUUCAAUCAACAGUGGUAGCAUUAGGAGACUACCCCCAUUUUCUCAUAGGAUUGAUUUUGCGAUUCAAAAGCAAUUUAAGUAAUCUUGUGUAAUUGAUCAUCUUCUUGCUAUGAACUUGCUCUUAUAUACAACAAUUCAUGCGACAGGGUCCAUGCUCCCAAAAAGUAAUUUGGACGCGAAGAUUGUUUCUCAUCAACAAUAUCAAUGAUAAUGGUGGUACAUGUCUGUUCUUUAUCUCCACAGGAAAUAAUUUCGAUUAAGGUCAAUUAAUUGGAAAAUUAAACGAGCACUUACCCAAGGAAGUCUGAAUUUCGAUUGGAAUUCUGCUUCAUCUUCAAUGGAGGAGCAUGAAAAUACAUGCGGUGCAUGUAGAGAAAUAACAAAAUAAUUAUGGUCAUGUCCAAUUGUGUCACCAGUAAUUACACGAGACUUUCAAGACAGGAAAAGCUACUCUGUCAUGUUGCAUAACAUAUCUUUAUAACAUAUAUGUUUAGAGACCUAAACACAAUCUGUGCUUACAUACUAACACAAUAUACAAUAUGUUUGUAGAUCAGAACACAAGGAGUUUUCUGAUAACCUUGUGUAUGAGCUUUCUGGGUUAGGCUGGAAUUCACAGUUGGAGUAGCCUGAACUUCACAUGUUUUGGUGAAAAAGCAAUGUUGGUACAAAAAAUCAAAUUUAUAACAAAAAUUCCAAAAACAAUAGAAUACCUGAUGUGUGACAUCACGAACUUUGUGUAAAAGUACUGACACAAAUUGUAACCAUCCAGCUCCCAGCACAUGUCUGAUAUUUUAGAUUAAGUAUCUUAAAACAUUUCUUUUCACAACUAUAGAUAUACUUGUUUCAAAUGUUGUAAAAAAUUGGUGUAAUCAGUAUUGAAAAUCUGUGCAUCGCAAAAUUGAUAGAGUGAAGCAUGAUCAGGGUAUCAAGGAUUUUUUCAGACUAAAUUGAUGUAAUUUAUCUCUCUAUCAUUGUGUAGAGCAUGAAAAAGUGCAUGUCAGCCAAUUGUCAUAUAUAUGCCACUUAUGAUCAGCCUAAACAUGUGUCACACAAUUGAACAUAAGCGUAAAAAUAACAUUGGAGAAAAAGGCAAUCAAAAAGUCGGUCAUAUCAAUUUUUGAGAAAUAUACUGACGGCUGCAUUAAAAACUUCCAGAGGCAUAAGUAAGUCCUUCAGUUUACUGCAUUCUGUCAUCUGCAGCUUUUGCAUGGGUCCUUCUAGUUUUUCUGACCUUUUUGUGCUUUUCUGUUGCACUGGCAUUUGUCAAAGCAGAAUGAUAAAGUCCUGCCCAAACUUCUUUUUCCAUCCCCUCCAAAUCAUUCUUGUGACAGCGGGUAGCAAGGCCAUAGUAGGUUUGCAGUCUGUCAAUUCUAUCAGCUGUUAGCCUACCAUAGCCCCCUAUUGAUUUACCAUCACUCAAUUUCUGUCCAGCAUACUUUGUUUUCAGUUUACGAAGUGCAGUUCCAAGGUGUUUUUGCACAUGUCCGACACAGUCAUGCUUUUUGAUUAAUUUUUCACCAAAUGGCUUUAGGCUGGAUACAUUGUUGUAUGCUUUGGAGUCACAAUGUUUUUGCUAAGAUGGCAGUAACCGCCCCUUGCAGAGAAGAAAAACCUCUUUUUGCCAGGUACCAUCAAGCAUCACAUCACACUCUGUGUGGUCGGUCUCCUUGUCUUUUUCCUCUUUGGAAGCAUCUCUUAUGUUUUCUGCUACCUUAUUUUUCAGACAAUCUUGUAUGGUUUUGAAAGUUGAGCUGUAUGCGUCAUGCAACAUUGGGAAGGGAAUGUUCAAAUAAGCUUUAAAAAAGAUGUCUCCCCCAAUUUCCAUUGCACCAAGUACAGCUCUACGUUUUGUUUCAAACCCUUUGAAUUUUUGCAGUUGGGAGAGGUGUACAUCUCUACCCUCUUCAAACAUUACUGACACUCUACAACAAUCAAUGAUGCUAGUCCUAUCUUCUUUUCUGUUUCUUCCUUCACUUGAAGCUUGCCAUAUUUACAUUUCUGACAAACUGCAGUGAUAUCCAGAAGUGACUGCAGAAAUUCCAUACCUAUGGUACGAAAGCCUUCAGAUUGAAAGUCUUGGAUGUCCUAAAAAGAAAAAGAAAUUACUAAUAAUAUGUUCCUUUCGCAAUAUACGUUAUAUUUUUGUAAGUUUAUGUUCUUGAAUAUGAAUGAAUUUGAAAUAGCACUGUCCAGGUAGUAAAUGAUAAUACAACGAAAAGAGAACAGCAGAUAACACUGGGUUAUGAAAUUGUACGUUGACAUCCAGGGGCGGUUCCAGGAAAUUUUUUGACCAGUGCUCAGUUUAAGGGACCACACCCAACAAAUUGACUACGCCCAUUUUGGUGGCGAUGUUAAGUAGCGUAUUUUUUCCAAUCAGUGUCCCUCUCUAAUGCACGCCCCUCUUUUGAGCAAAAUUUCUCUAAUCAGCACCCACUCUCCAAUGAGCUCCCCCCCCAAAUAUUUUGAAAACAUAUAGUAACCAGCAAAUCUUUACAAUAGUAAUCAGUUAAAAUAUAUUGAAUAAAACCUAUGCUGUUUCAAUUUGGAAAAUCUUCUGCAACUACUGACAGAAUUACAUAAAAAUACAUUUGAAGAUAUUGACAAUUUAAAUAUUCAAGAUGCCACACCAGUAUUUAUGCAAGUCUACUAGGAUUUCGACUCAGAUGAAACUGAAAUCUUGUAAUGAUUAUGCCUAGAACAGGUGUGAUUGAUUUUUAUAAAAACAAUCAUUGUUUAAAUUCCAAAGCUUAAUUUUUUAGUGGUGGAUUUUUAUCUUUUUCUUGAUACGCCCCACUCUCUAAUGGGGCCAGAAAUAGGAUAUAACCUCGUUGCGAUAACAUCGUAACUUUUUCAAAAUACCUUUCUUAGGUUAAGAAAGUCUCGACGACAGUUUUGCUGAACUAAAAUGGUACCAAUUUGAGUAUUUUAACUCUCUGUUGAAUAAUUGCUUAAAUAAAGUCUUACGUGUCUUUCACUGUGCUUUAUGAUAUUUGAGGUACCUUUUUUCAUAACCUGUAUUGCCUUUCCCUUUUUUAAAACUAGCUUGCAUAUCACAAAGUUUUAGCUCACUAAAUUGCUCAGCGAUGCUGCCAUACUUUAUCCAGAGAGUUUCCAGAAAAUGAGCCGUUCAUUUGUACCGAUUAUUAGGAAUAUUGAAAUCACAAAAGGACAUUACAUCUUUGGCUGGCAUGUUCCCAAUACCCAAAAUAGCCCCUCCCCUGAGCAAAUUGCUAAGGCAUUGAGUAACUUUAUGAACCCUAAAAUAUUGAUAAAUAUCCCUGGCUUAUGGUGCAUUAACGAAUAUUGUAUUUUAGUAUUCAAAAAUUGCCUGUCCGUUAUAAAAUUCCUGCCCGUGUUUUUAGGGAAAUCAGAAAAAAACUGACUUCUUCCUUUAUUGGCCCUUCUAUUUACUUUUCAGGCCUACAAUAGGAGAAUUUUUCCCUAUGUAAAUCUACAAUUUUAAAAGAAAAACGGAUUUCUUGCUUUUCUGAACAGAUGCCCUCAGUUGUGCUACAAGUACUUGAUUAACGAAUGUGGCCUCGUAUAUCAUAUAAACCUCAAUAAAAAUUUUUCCCAACGGUUGAUUUUGGGCGAUUUUGAGUCUGUUAUAGAGAAAAAAAUUCUGAACUGGAUGGUGGAAAAUUCGCUUUUCUACUAUUUUUUUCCGAAUUGACCUUGAAUUGAACGCUCCACGACCUAACUAUUUCUUGUAUGUGUGCUAUUCUUCUGUCAUUACCUCUCUGUCUUUUCUUAUUCUCAUCCAAACUGGCCUAUUCACUCUGCAAAAUGAGUUGAGAACAGUUGGAUGACCUCUUGGAUGAAGAAUGCAAUGUCCUCAAUUUUUCACCUGGGAUUGAUUCUUUCCAGCGUUUUUCUAUAAUAUUUGCCAACUUCUAAGAUGUUGGUCAUCCACUUCAUCAUAUUUUUGAUCAUGUUCCUCGUUCAAAUCAUCAAGAAACUCACCUCUAUGUUUGUUUGCAACCUUCCCUGCAUCCUUGUUGUUUGGUGCUUGUUGGUUCUCCUUUUCACAUUUUUGUGACAAAUGCAAAGGAAAUUUUUACGAUGUCUCUUGCUGUGAAAGCAUUUACUUUUAUCAUCAGAGAAAAGGAAGACAGGCUACUGCUGGAAUUUGUGUCAUUCUACAACUGACCUCUACGGGCAUGCACCGCCUAUCUCAUGUAAUUACUGGUGGUCUAAUUGGAGAUGACGUAGAAUUAAUGUCAUACUGCUUGUUGGUGAACUUUCUUUAACAAUGGCUCUUCUUAUUUGGUUGUCUCUGCUCCUUAUCAAUUCCUCUACCUUUCCGAUACACCAAAACCCACAUAGUGUCUUGUCUUCAUGUACUGUCACAACAUCUCCGACAACAAUAUUAGCCUCUCCAAUAUACGAUGCAAUAAACUAUUUUCUCCUCUGUAAUUGCCUACCAAGAUUCUCUUUUGUAACAUCUUUCAUUUUUCUAUCUAAUUAUAAUCUCUCUAAUUAUAAUCUCGCAAAGUCUCUAAUUAUAAUUGAAAAUGUUGUCCGCUAUUUUUUGCCGGUAUUUUUUGUUGCUGUUUGUCUGCAUAAUUAUUUGCGCCAAGCAGAAAAUGCUGUCUAUUGUCCGAAUGGUUUUGUCAACUCUGAAGAUAGCAAUGGCUAAAUUCUACCGGGAGAAUGGCGAAGAUUGGUUGCAUCUGAAGGAAUGUGUUUGCAAAACAUUCAAAGAGUUUAAGGUCCCUCCAUACUUCAAGUGCAAUAGCCAUUAGCAAGAUAAAAUAAGGAACUAAGAUAGUCUAACUAAAACCCCUGGAUUUACCUCCCUUUUCGCAUCCCGAUUCUCAAUGGAACGGGCUCUGUUGUCUGAAACAAGGCCACGUUUGACAAGAGCGAGCCUUGCCAAGGCGAAUGAGCCGUUGCUCUUACGUUUCUAUCAUGUUUUAGUACGGUUUCUAGCAACUUUUCCUUCAUCAACUUUUGUGUUUGUAUGCCCUUUGCCGAGGAGACAUUUUUAAAAAUUUUCGAACUAUUGUUCAAGCGCUCAAACAAUGAGUUCUAUUGACAUGCAUAGCUGAGAACAAUAAACUUGAGGCUAAAAAUAGAUCAUGAAUAGAUCAAAAUGGUCACUUUGCCUUGGGAAAGGGCAUACAAAAUCAUGCAAAGCACGAAAAUUGGCAAAGGAAAAGUUACUAAAAACCGUCCUAAAACAUGAUAGAAAUGUAAGAGCAACGGCUCAUUCGCCUUGCCUAGGCUUGCUCAUGUCAAAGGUGGUCUUGUUUCGGACAACAGAGUCGGUUCCAGCGAAAAUCGGGAUGCGAAAAGGGAGGUAAAUUGAUGGGUUUUAGUUAGACUAUCUUAGUUCCUUAUUUUAUCUUGCCAUUAGGAAUGCUUUGAAGCAAUACUUAUACAGCAAAACUGGCCCUGUACCAUGUCAAUUAGCUUACAUUCAAAGAGUUGAUGACGAAUAAACUCACACAGCAUCUUCUAAUAAUUGAUUUUUCAACAAUUUAUAAUCAGGAAAAUUUGAUAAUUGAGCAAAUAAUUUUUUUAAAAAGUAAUCUCUAUUGAGUAAAAACAUGUUCUAAUUUGGCUCUAUAGCAACACUCUGACUUCUCUCACUUGUAUUUCCAAGUGCUGAUACAACAGGCUGAUCGGGUGAAGGUGCAUUCCAUGCUGGUUGGUGCAUUCCAUGCUGGUUCGUGCAUGCAUGAACGAUUGCUGUUGCUGCUCCUGCAUUUGUAUAUCAAAUAUAAUAUUUUGUAUUUGAUGUCACGCAACAUACUGAUUUCGGGGGUUGAAUUUAUUGAUUUCUAGUACACCAUCAUUGCAAAAUGGUAGUUUGAUUCCAAGUACAAAUUGGAAUCAAUUGAUGACUUAUGACCCAGCGUUAAUAUGAACACAUCUGUGUCUGGACUUCAAACAACAACAUUGCUGUGGUUCACCCAGAGGUGUUUGGCAUGAAGCAGAAGCCGGGUAUCAGCCUCUUCUUGGUCAGUAUACAGCUCUUCUACUUCAGCUACAUCGACGGUAUCAUUUUCAUCUUUGUGAAAACAGUGACAUUGUUUGCUUAUGUAACAAACAGCUCUAAUCUGCCAAUCAAAUCCUUCAGUAAAUUUAGUUGCUUACAGUGCCUAAACAGAACAGCAGAUAUCAGUGGCAGAUCCAGCACGAGUUUGAAGGUAGUAACGAAUAGAGGGGGGGGGGGGAGUUGUGCCAAAAAGGAAUGAGAGGAGUGAGAAAAUUUCUUUACAACAUUUAACGAAAUAUGCUUGUUUUACAAUGCCUGCCUUAUGCUUUCAAAGUUAAAAGAUGAAAUUUUCUAUCUUGCUUUUCUGUUGAAAUACCAGCUAUCCUAGACAAAAAUGGGGGUUUCUAAUUUGUAACAGCAAUAGUUUAAAGUUAUGAAAAACCUUACCUGAAAGUAAAUUUAAUGAGAGAAUCCUUGUUCUUUACCAGAGAGAGAAACUUUUUAAACUGGCACGGAAUAUUGUGGCUGGCAUUCAAUAUCUUCGUCUGGGUUGUCCCUGCUCCUGUCAAUUUGUCUCUUCACGGGUCUUAAUGCUUACAUCAGGAUAAGUACCGUUUACUCGAUCAACUGUAGUUUAGGUUUGCAACAUGUGGCUCAACACAAGUCUUAAAAAAUUUUUUCGGUAUUUUUUAAUGAAGUUUAUUGCGAGGUAAAAAUCUUAAUCAUUGACUUUAUCCUGCCGAAACCUUUUAUGCUCUGGGAGGACAAUCGAGUUUCUUUGCUUUGGCUUUACUGCCAUUUCUAUGGUGCUUUUCUUCGCCUGCAGCCAUUUUAACUUGCGGUAUGGUAGGGUGGCAGUAUCAAGUUGGUUUUCAUUGUCAUGGUUGGUUGUCAAAGAAUUUUAAUCAUCAGUUUCCUUGCUGCUACUACUUGUGUUUAUCAAGUUUUCCUUCUUGGCUUCGGCUCUUCUUAUUUUCUCUUCAUCACACAAAUGCUUGUAGCAAGUAUUGUGAUACUACCACUCAAAGUUAUCUGAAUUGAUCUGUGUGAAGAAUUCUUGUGUGAAGAAUUUGUGGAAGAAUUCUGCCGCGAUUGUACUUUCUUCUGGAGAACAGGCUCUCUUUGAUCGCGACGAUUCGGCCAGGUCUUCCAAUUUGCUGAGGGUUGUUUUAGGAAGUGCUCCACACAGACAUCGCGGCAGAAUUGCUUCCAGUCCACCACUGUGUGCUCACUUUUAAUGUCUAGUUCUUUUAGGACCUGCUUUUGCCACAGGCCACACGUUCAUCCACAUUCUAGGCUCCAGAAAUAUGUAAGAGCUAUUAUUUGCCAAAACUGGAGCUUCGAGCCUUCGAAAAAACUGCCCUUCUGCACUUUAAAUCUUCUCCGACAUUCUGGGCACCGCUUUGUCACUCUAUCUAGGGAUCUAUUGACGGCACCCUCGGUACAUUCUAUGUGACAGUUCUCGCACAACAUCCUUUGCGCAAGCAGCCCAUUCAGGCGACACCAGGAAAGUGUGUCAGACAAAUUCACAUCAGACUUUACUCCAAAAUGAAAUAUUGUCCUUAGUUUAAGAAAUAUUGUCCUGAAAAGAUGGUAAGAAAGUGUCUAUUAAAUACAUUCAAAUAAAGGGAAAAAACAAUUUCCUAAACUAAUUAAAUGCAUUGUACAAUUAUAAACGGUCUAUUUAAUUUAUUAAAAACGUUGCAAUUUUAUUCUUUAAAAAGUCUUUCAACAAUGUUACAAAUUUUCUGUAUAUACUACAGUUUCUUAUGUUUUCUGGGAAAGAAUUUAAGAGUCUUGUUGAGUUAUCCUGGGAGGUUCCGGUUUCUUUUGGUGUAAAAAGUGUUUUAGCUCUACUUGAUCGAAGCUCUUUGGGGAAUUUUUUCUCUCGUCUAGAGGCAAGUAUGUUGGCUAGGACUUAUCAUUAAUCGCUUUAAAUGCAGAUUUGGGACAAGACUACAGCAGUAAAGGGAGACUUCAUCUUCUUCUUGUUCAAGGGUAUUCUUUAUCAGCUUGUCACAUUAACUUAAUGAAUUGAAUAGCAAUGCAUCUGCUUGCUCUAGCUUUCUUUUCUUUCUUGCUGGUGUAGAGCACACAGAGCUGGCUAUAAAAUUGACCUCCACUCCCUGAAUAAGCUGCAGCAACAAUGCUCUCUGUAACUUGGUUGGCUGUCUUCUCUGCCAUGAACAGCAUCUGAUCGAAAAAUUUACACUUUGCAAGAGAGGAUGGGGCUGCUUCUCACCUGCUCAUUUUGUUCCUAUAUCCAGGCAUUUCUUUAAUGUGUCUUUUAGAUUUUUAUAAUGUUUUGCAGAAAUUCAACUAAGAUCAAAAUUAGAAACAUUAUUGCUUUUAAACAGCUUGCCUACAAAAUCCACACAAAAUCGGAUAGGGCAAAAUUUCAUGCUAAAAAAGUUCUCAUUCAUUUAUAUACUGCCUUGUCAAAUGCUAAACAGUAAAAAAGGUCGAUCAAGAAUAUUUGGGAAAAAAAGUAAAGCGAUGGAAAAAGAAGGACUCUUCCGUGAAAAUAUUCUUUCGCCAAAAAUCAAAGGCUGAAGCAGUGGAUGUGCCACCUGAGGAUAGAGAUGAAGUGAACGAUGAAGACGUCAAUAGUGUUGAUUGGUCUGAUGUUAAGGUUGUGGAUAACAACAGCAGAGGCAACUCUCUCUUGUUUGUAUAUCAAACAGAAUGGCUUCUCCGAAGAUAUGGAAAUGAAUUGGCUUUAUUAGAUGCUACAUACCGCACGACACAAUGCACGCUUCCACUGUUUUUCUUGGUGGUCAAGAUGAACGUUGAUUAUCAGGUUGCUGUUGCAUUUGUCUGCAAAGGAGAGUCGACAGAAAACAUUGCUGAGGCAAUGUGUACAAUACGAGAAUGGAAUCCCCACUUCAUGCCACAUUAUUUCAUGACAGAUUAUCCAAAUGAAGAGAUAAAAGCAACUGAGCAGGUUUUUCCAUGUACAAUAAGUAAUCUAAUAGUCUUAGCUAUUUUUAAUAGUACUUUAUUUUGAAAUGUUGAAGAUACAGUGUUUUAGAUAUAAAAUCAUGCAUGUUAGGUGACAGUUCUUUUUUGGUGUCAAGCAGAAAAUUAUAUUUCCUUUUUGUGAAUUUCUUAUCAUGCUUUGUCAUGAUAUUUUUGGCUUGCAAAAAAGUAUUAUUUUCAGUUUAUAUAAAAAAUCCCAAUUCCUCAAAAAGCUAAUUCUUCUAAAUUAAUUUCUCAAAGGUUAUUAAUUUUUUUGUUUGGGUCACAUUUAUUUGUGGUAUCCACCAGGAACAAGCUUGGGAUCGAUGGUUAAGGAAAACAAGAAACGGUUGUGUGAAGGUAAGCAAAGAGGUGCUGCAGAUGCACAUUGGGCUGAAAUAGGAGGUCAAGGGGACAUUUGGGUUUUGGGCAUAUCUGACCAAAAUUUUCUGACAAAUAGCUGUCAAAAAAGGUGGGAAAUGGUAAUUUGAGCAUUUGGAAAGCCCUUGGGUAAAAAUCAUUGUCAUUUUAUCACUUUAAGGCCAUUCACAACUAACCAUAAAAGGUUCAUAAAGAUUCCAAAAUUUAGUAUUUUCGUCCAGGCUACCCACUUAUUCUUUAGGUUUCUAGUUCCAGGGUUGCCAAUCGUAGGGAUUUCUACCUACAGUAGGGAUUUUUUGCCUUUUGUAGGUUGUAGGGAUAAACCUACGAGAUAAAAUGCAAAAUGUAGGUAUAAAUCGCUCAAGUUGUAGGUAUAAUCAAGAUUAAAGAAUUUUUUUAAGGUAAAUUUUUGCCUUCAGUGCAAGACAAAUGGUGUGACCCUUUAGUUUACAAUGGCUGCAUUGAAAUCGCUCUCGAACUUUCAUGACCAUUGGAUCACUCUUGUCCCAGAGUCUAUUGAUGCAAUCAGAUAGAUUAUCAAACUGACUUGUCUUUCCACUCUUGUUUAUUCUAUUGUUUAACCUGUUUUUCCAUUUCAGAGAUGGAUUCAGGCUUAUGGCCAAAACAGGCUUCUCGUUAAUUUUAACACAAACAAUGGCACAGAACGUCAAAAUGAGUCACUGAAGUACCAGUACCUGCAGAGGCACUUUAAAACUUUGCUCACUGUAAUGCUUACAGUACUCACUGAGUGAUUCUUCACAGAUAAAUUUAAGAAGUAUUGCGAUGCUAAUAUAAAGAUGGAUUCAUCAUAUCGAUGCUAUUCCGACAACACUCCGAAAUAUUUGAUGAAUUGACCAAGCAGCUUCAUAAACAGUUACUUAAAAAAAACGGGACCAUGCAAGUGACAUUCCAGCAUCCUAUAUUUCAAUGCAAAGCAUGGGUAAGUUUGCAGUCACAAGCAUAUCAAGAAACACACUACUGGAACAGUGCCAAUAAAGUUUUUAAAAAGAUACAGCGAUGCCAAAUUGUACUUGUUAUGAUUGGAGACAUUCUGUAUACCUCUGCAAGAAUUUUUUGUAGUAUUUCCAAAUUGGUCAUGCAAAGCAUUAUAGCCUGUAUAUCGCAAUUCGCCAUUCAUGACAUUUGACAAAGAAAUUCAGCAACACAGGUCCCGUGAAAUUUUGCAAAAUUUUGAAGACCCUGAGCAGCCUGAUUUCCAAAAUGACCAAGACGUUCUUCCUUAUGAAUUAGGUAAUGAUUCAUCUUCCAGUCAACAAUCUCCGAAAUUGUGGGAAAAUGUUAUGGGCCACUUUGUCGCGAGACUCUAGAUGAAAUAAGGAGGCUUACUUUCCUUGUGCAGGAAAGAAGAGACUCAUGAAACUCUGACCACUUUAAAAAGAAAACUUUACGCUGUUUGUUUGACAGAGAAGAGUUUGCAGUUGCUACCCACAAAUAACUGUAGAGAUGAAAAAAGAAAAAAUUAAGGCUUUCACUCCAAAGUUAACAAAUGAGUAAACAUAAGAGCCAACAGUUAGAUCAAAUGGUAUAGAAGAGAGAUCAGACGGAAGAAACAAAGAAUUUUAAAAUAUAUGAUAGAGAAAUUAUUGCUAUUACUGAGGAAGGGGUAGUUGAUGUUAUCGACAUGGAUUGGGUAACAACGUUCGUUUCAACAGUCAAAAAUUGUGCUGCAACAGUAGAGGACGCUUCUGAAAGAUCAUCUGCUCAAACCGAUGACAGUGUUAAAACUACACUGAGUCAUAAUGAGAAGUCUUUUAUGGGUGAUCCUCUACGUUGCAAUCUCACACCAAAGGAUCUAUCUGCCUUUCUGAAAACAGAAUGCGAAACGACAAUGUCAUUAAUGUUUUUCAAAAAAUGCUUGGUAGAGAUAUCCAAAAUGUAUUCGGAUUGCAAGACAAAGUUUUGGAGCAAAUCUUUAAAUUCAAAUCCAUGCCAAAUACACCUUUUGUCCAAAUCAUUCAUGAUGACAGAUUUCAUUGGUUGGCAUUAAGCACAUAUGGUUGUCAGGAGGGAGAAGUAUUUUUAUUGGACAGCCUUUUGUCGGGUAUUAUAACACAAAAGGUCAAGCAUCAAAUCUGUCAAAUAAUGAAAUGCCCAUCUGAUACCAUCGAAGUAAAAAUUGCUUCUGUUCAGCAACAAAGUAAAGGAAUUGAUUGCGGUGUUUUUUCAACAUAGUAUUCGUCCAAAGCAUCCUCCUUGGAGAUGACUUUCCCUCGUCAGAUAUGACCAACUCAGACUGUGCUCACAUCUGUUACAAUUCUUGCUACGAAACAAGUUGUCACCAUUUGCAUCAGCACUGGCUACAGUAAAACGAUGCAAAGCAAGAACCAUUGAGAUUCAAGUACAGUGUAAUUGCCGCCAUCUAUGGCUAAAAUCAGAUGACAGGAUUUUUUCAAGAUAAUAAUUUGAUAGCAAACUCUUCAUGCUAAGAGUAUGAUGCUAAUUUACAGUGGAGGCUGAAAUACACGGUACUUUUACAGUGAAUAUUCAAACAUGGCCGCAAAUGAAGGUUUUCUCAUGCACUUUGUUGGCAAAUGAGGCCUGGACACCUCCCUAGAAUGAAAAGCUAGCAAUUGUGCUGCUUAUACCCUGUCAAUUUAAGAACAAAUAAAGAACAAUCCAGAAUAAGAUUUUAUAAAAAAUUAAGAACAGUCCACCUGAACGUAAAUUAACUGGUUCUUAUAAAAAAGUGUGUAGUCUAUACAACCAUGUAUCAAGCUUGCGGCCCUGUUUUGAUGCUUGUACUUAAGCUGAUUUCACACUGAACGCGUCAUGGCGCGCCGCGUCAUGACGCUGACCAAAUAUGGUUUGCAUUAAUUGCUGCUAUGCGCACGCAUCACGUUUUUUCAGCCAUGCGUCACAAAGCGUCAAAGUUAAAUAAAUUUAAAUAAAUACAUUUAACUUUGACGCUCGGUGACGCUCCAGAACAAUAGUAAAGUCAAGAAAGAUGGCAGCUAAAAACAUAAACAAAGAACUUCUGAUUGAAGCUGUUCGGAAAUUACCGUGCUUGUACGAUACUAGCAAAAAAGAGUACAAGGAUGAGAUUGUCUGAGAGAAUGCCUGGAAGACUGUGUGCCAAUAAAUUUUUAAAGAACGGUAUGAAAGUGCAAAAGAACUCGGCGAAGGUUUGUAUUUUCUUGAUGUUUUUUUAUUCAACAGAAUUUUGAUUACUUGAAAACCUGUUUUUUUAAACAAGUUCGUCGAUUUUGAAAGUCAAUGCUCAUCUUUAAGCAAUAUUAUAUCUCAAACGAAGGAAAAUAUUUUUAAUUUUGAGCGGCAAUUUUAAAAAAAGUUUUGCUUCAAUCAAGUGAUAGGAUAGUUCUUAUAAAAUAUAUCUAGUUGAAAGUAUCCAUCAUUGACACACUGUUUUUUCUUAGAUAUGAACCUUGCUCGGAAAACAUUUAAAAGCUUAAGGGACAGAUUUAUGAAAGUGAGAAAGGAAUACAAGCCAUCUGGGAGCGCUGGUGGGGAACCAAUAGAACCAACAUGACCAUUCUUCAAGCAGUUCCUGUUCCUUGUCCCCUUUAUGAAACAUAGAGAAACAAGGAGAAAUUUUGUUCUUCAAGAGCGGGAAGGCCAUCAAGAAUCAUCAAAAACCAAAAGCACCAUUGAUACCAAAUGUCUGAUUGGGGAAGCAAGAAAAGGUAACGAGCCAGCAUUCCAAACUUCGGAUAGUACCGUUACCCAAGAUUGCACAGAGGAUUCUUUUGUAGAAUUACCAGCCUCUCCGCUUUCCUACGAGAGUGCUGUGCCUAAAAAUGAUAGAGCUGCAGCUGGAUCUCCUGUGGCUCAGUUGGACUUUCUACGAGAAAGUACCCGACCAAAAAACCCCAAACGCCCCAGACAAGAAAAGACCCCUGACAACAGCCAGUUUUUGAUGAAGGUGAUUGAAAACACCAAUCAGUUCAUUUCAUCGGCUAGCAAAAGAGAGGAGCCAGAGGAAGACGAUCUUUACGGUCAAAGUAUAGGAAAAGAACUAAAAAGAUUGGCGACCUAUCAAAAAAGUUUGGCGAAAUUGAAGAUUCAACAAGUUUUGCAUGAAGUACAGUGGAGCACUCAAGAAUAGACUCCUGACUCAUAGUAAUCUGGCUGCUUGGUGUGGCAAUGUUAUAAUCCUGAUUUCCUUUGUAUCAAUCAUUGUUGACAAAUAAUUAAAUAUUGACUCAUGACUUCACGUUGUUCACAUCUAUUUUGAAUACAGUAUUGCGUCAAUGUGCCUUCCGAUAAGAUUAAAGAAGCAUACUUUGGUUCGCAACUCACUUAAUCAGUGACUAGACAUAUAUAUUUGUUUGUUUUCAAUUUUCUUGCAAAGAAGGGGAUUCUAAAAAAUAGGAUACGCAAAUGUUCAUUAUAAAAUCCUUGUCCUUCAAGCAUAGAAUGAACUUUAUUUAAUUAGUUUGAAGUAGAAACACGAUUUUUUUAGUUUUUAUCCUAGAGUUCUUUUAAGUUAAAAAAACAUUUUGUUUCCAAGUAGAUUUUUUUUAGCAAAAUAUGAUGCAAGAAUGAGCCAUGAAAAUCAGCUACAGCAGUCUAACUUUUACAAAGUUUCUGCCUUUCUAACUCCUUGAAAUACAUAAUUCUAGGAUGGGGGCUACAAACCAUCACUUUAUGACCAAAUAAAUGAUGCGAAACAUACUAUGCUGUUUAAUGCUAAGUAGCCAAUCCCCUUUAAAAUGCAAGAAAAAAAGAAAAUGAUGCCCAUCACGGCUAGCCAAUUGUUCUAUCUAACAAAUAGCUCUUUGGAAAAAGGGUCCCUAAUCUGAAAGAUGUCAUAGGCCCCUCAACCCCUCUCUAUAUAUGUUACACCCCUUCAUCCAAGAAAGUUGAAUUUUAAAUUAAGAAGGCCCCUCAACAUAAAACGUUGCAGAACUUCUUUCAGAAAAAUCGAUUAAUUUCUAGAAACUUGACCAUGUUAUCAAAAUAUUAAAAACAUUAGACAUAAUAUUCUGUUAAGAAACUGGAUCGUAAGAAGUUCUGCGAAUAUAAUCAUAUUGCCAUGGGAGUUCACCUUGAGGAGAAAGAAAAUAAUCUGCAAGCAAAGAUCUAUAAUAUUCUGCAGCUUUUGAAUAGUUAUUUGUCCCCAUUUUGCCAAUAUUCUGUAGAGCUCCAGAUUCUGACACUUCAUUUCGCCAAGUGCCCUUGUGAAGAAUUCCAUGUGAAUCUUCGUAGUCAGUAUAACCUACUGGGCAGUAAAAACGACCGUAAACUUGCUGCGUGUCUUCAUGUUUCUUGAGCCAGUUGUGAAGAGCAACCGAUGCCAAAACAUUUUUAAUGGCUUUUUCUGGGUGAGCCUGUAUUGGUGAUCUUAGGAAUCGCCAUCUUGCUGAAAGGAUCCCAAAAGCGUUCUCGACCACUCUCCUAGCUCGAGAGAGUCGGUAGUUGAAGAUGCAUAAUUUCUCUUCAAGGUUUCUUCCAGGGUAAGGACGCAGUAAAUUAUCUUUGAGAGGAAAAGCUCUCAAAUAAAAGAAUACAUUUGUAUCAGUGUUUGGCAAGUGACCAUGAACUGGAAUAUUCAAGCAUCCUUUAUUCAAAGAUUCACCAAAAGGAGAAUUAUUGAAGACACUAAAGUCAAAUUGACGUCCAAAGUCACCAAUGUCAACAAAUGUGAACAUAUAACUCGCAUCAACCACUGCCAUCAAUACUAUACUGAAUGUACCUUUAUAGUUAAAAAAAGCACUGCCUGAGUUUGGAGGACAGUUAAUUACGCAGUGCUUGCCAUCGAUAGCCCCCAAACACAAAGGAAAACCCCACAAAUUCCAAAAGUCUUCAGCCAGGCGUUUCCAGUUUUCAGGAGUGUUUGGUUGGGCCACAGAAAGAGGGCUCAGUGCUUCCCAAAUUUUUUCUGGCACCUCGUCAAGUAUUUGGCAUACUGUAGACCUCCCGAUGCUAUAAUUGAAUGAAAGUGAAGCUUGAGAUUCUCCAGUUGCCAGGUAUCGUGAAGCUACUGCCAUUCUUAACUGUGGAGGCAACGGCUUCUGUAAGUUUGUUGUCUUUCUGACCAAAGAUGGGCCUACAAGUCCAAGCAAAUCAUCGAAUGUUGAAGGAAGCAUUCGGAAAUAAUUGAAGUACAUUGAAUGGUCUUGUACCCUCAUUUCUUGAAUCAGGUUAUCAUAAUGCCCCUGACGUUCACGCUCCUUACAUAAUUUUCUUACCCAAACCGAACGCCGUUUCUUUCUUUCUCUUAAUAACGUUAAAGCAAUAGCUUGGUUUUGUAAUGCGAGAGCAAUAAGCACAUCUUGCUGAUAGGAAGCCAUUUUAUCUAACUAAAAACGCAUGACGCGACGCUUCGUGGCGCUUUGUGUGUGAAUAGCAUGAAAAAGUACUUGACGUGAGGCUCGAUGAUGCUCAGUGACGUGCCGCGCCGUGAUGCGUCCAGUGUGAAUUCAGCUUUAGGCACAGUUCCGUUAGAAGGGAACAGUACUUCUCAGCUUUACGGGCAGCGUUUUAUUAAGGUUAGUCUCGAACCCAACAGUUAAUUCGAUGACAUACAGACAGUUGGAAGCAGUUUUGAUUAGCAUGUCAGGACAGAAUGAAUCGCCAGUUAUGAUACACUGUGAUUAGAAAGCAGAAAUGUCAGCAUAUAUGAAUACAUCUCGGAUACAAUAAAAGGAUAAUGCAAUGAAGUGCAUUGCAGAGUUGUGCCUCCAAGUAAAACGCCCUUGCUCAAGGUAUUUGUUGCAUCCAUCUACAAUCUGAAGAAAUGAUCCAGGCUGAAGACAGAACAAGCAAACUGGUGAAGAGCUAAUUUUCCAUUAGCAGAGGUUGUUCCUUGUGGCUAGUGUGUUGUUGAGGUACCUUAUCGUAAAGUUGAAGAUGUUUUUUGAAAGUUUACUCUGAGCUGCAGACCAAAGCGAAGCAAACUUUGUAUAGGAAUGCUCAAGCAGGAAUGAAAUAAUGAAGCCUUGAGAUGGUAACUAGGUUUUGAGCUUUUAAGUGUGUUCGUCCCUUGUAAAUUUCACUGCCUUGGUGUUCUUGUAUUCGUCAAUCUGUAUAUUUUCAAAAAAAUUUUCGGCUUGUUAAUACUUUCCCUAAACAGAACUCUUGUGUGAGAAGCUUUGCUUUUUCUCAUCAGUCUCGUUACAGCGUUUCUAAGGCAGCAAUACACAGACCAAUCAACCUCUUUACCUGUCUUUCGCACUUUUUUCAAAUGAUAUUCUCGUUCCUUUAUUUUCAACUUGAUAUCAUGAGAAAGCCAUGGACAUUCUCGGCUCCAGAUUUUUCUUUUCACAAUAGGUACAUGUUUGUCAACUGUACUUUUGCGGAAUGGUUUGAAUUUAUUCCAGGCGGUACUUAUAUCUCUUUCAGCAUAAACCUGUUCUAAUGGGGUACUCUUGAGAUCUUCCUUGAAGUUAGCUUCAUUUUAUUUUGUAUAAUUAUGUGUGAAAAUCUUUCUCCGUUUGAAUUUUUGACAAUUCUCUCUCACGAUCACUCCCGUUAGGUCAUGAUCACUUGUUUUCUCAUUCAUGGCAAUAGUGUUUUCCAAUUCCUGACCCUAUUUCGAACAAAUGGCUUCCAAGGCUUCUCAUUACGAAUCCAACAGAGGGUGACAGCAGAAUCCACCCAGUAAUAUGUAUCAAUAUCAUUCACAUCUAAUUCUUAAUGAGAACCCAUUUAUUGACUCGACGAAGGAAGCCAUCAAAUGCACUCCAAGAAAUUCUAAUUUGGGAAUUGUUUUUCCUGAAACUGGACAAACCUUAGCCUUUGCUAAAAUUAACUUAACGCCAAUUUUCCCAGAUUCCUACAGUGUGUGAAAGUAAACAAAUCUUGCAUAUUCCUGUUUGCUGGCAUCCAAAAAAGCGUGUAUUUGAUAACUAUGCGUUUUCUUGUUCUUAAGACGUAUAAAUUUCUGAACUGCUACCUCUUGUAACAUACAUAGAUCUUUCAUUAACUUAGCAUAGAGUGUUUCUCUGUGCCUUCUAAUUCUUUAUCCCAAGGGAUCUUUGCGACACACAAAUCCUGAAACAAGAUUUUCAGGUUGAGAGUGAACAGAACCAUAUAGCCUAUGGAGUCAAAUACUUUUGCAGCUACUUUUAACAAAGGCCUUUUCGUAGGGGGUAGCUCAGCUGCUAGAUCUGUUAUUUGCUGCACAUCAUAAUAAAAUUGAUCUGACCUUAAAAUCCCAGUUGACCCCUAAUACCUUAGAAGUACUGCUGCCUAUAGGUAAGCUAUUUACAAAUUUUGCACACGUUUGGUCGUCAUGUAAAAUAUUUGAGUUCUCUUUAUCUACCUUAGCCGAUUCCUUCGAUUCUAAUUCAUGUAUUUUAGCACGCACUGCUGAUUAAUUACACUGCCAUUUACAUAGGUUGAAACCCCCUCUUGAUUUGAUUUAAAGUAUCCUCGUCUUCCAACAGAUUUAUAGUGCCUCCGCCUAGGAUUCUGCCCCACAACACUUAUCAUCAACAUAUAACUGGCCCAGAAUCUUGCAAAUUUUACGCUCACUUUCCUAAAACUGUGCUAUGCGCUUUCUUAUUGUAGCUCCUAAAAUAGCUGGACUGGGUUUAAAUCCGAAGGGUAGACGUGCCCACCUAAGCUGAGCUAUGUCUGGAUUUUUCUUGUCAACAUUGUCGAUCCAUAGAAAUCUUAAAAAAUCAUGGUCUUGCUUAUCUAUUCCAAUUUGUAAAAAUGCUUUCUCGAUAUCAGCAGUCAUUACAAUAGGAUGAGUACAAAAACGAGGUACUUAAUCAAAAAUCAAUAGCAUCAAUUUAUCUCCCCGCUGUAAUCAAUCAUUUGAAGGGAGUCUGUCCCCUAUUGUGCUCAACUUUUUUUUCUCAGGAGUGAAAUUCACGCAUUGUUUAGCUUGAUUGAUAAUUGAACGACUCAAACCAAUCAGAGACAACUUUAAUUCAAGAGCUUUUGAAUCAAAGCUGUGGCUAGAAAAGUUGUUUUUCCUGUUUGGUUUGUGUGACAGAUAUGUCAACACCAAAAGGUAAUGCUUCCAGUAUCAUCAUUCAGUUCAAAUAACUUAAUCUUCUUGCCAUUACUGAUAGCUUUUUGCUCGCAGUUUCAAAUGUUGUAAUCCGUUAAAGUGGGCAGACCAUUAGUUCUUAUUAGCCAAUCAUUGAGGGGAUGGACUGCCUUCAAUGAUCUUUUCUUACCACACAAUGAUGCACAAUAAAGUAGGCGUUCAUAGCAUUUUCCUCUGCAGGGGGCACCCUUUUAAUUAUACCAGCAUCUAAUUGCUCCUUGAAAAUAUGACCCUAUUAUUUCAACAGUGCUACAUCAGAUUUCAGUCUUGUCCUUAAUGAUGCCAGGCGAGCUAAACAUAGCUCAUUAUCUCUUUUUACUGGUGAACCGAUGUCUCCUUUCCAAGGCAGACCAACUUCAAUUCUCUCACCAUUGUGUUUGAUAUUCCAUUCUUUGGUCGAAUCACCAUUGCUUAGCUUGUUGUCACCAUGUUUAAUCACCAUUGCUAGUAAAAGGCUUAAUGGUCAUUCAAAUAUCAAGUCAUUCAAUGAUAUCCGUUUGAGAAAACUAUAUCUGCGUUUAUUUUUGGUGUCAUUCUGAAGUUUUGCCGAACAUUUAGCUCGGCAAUUUACACUGGCGACAGUUGUUGUGGGAUUUGAAAUCUGAAAUAUUACUUCACCAUUUAAAGGGACGUAAGUGAUCACUGUACAUACAUUUUGAAGCUGUUUUUCCUUUGAAUAUACCUUGUAUAUAGAACUCAAUUCAACUCAUUUCUGAUUAUCAUUUGGCGAAAAUGAAUAAAAAGAGAGCCACCAAAGUGAGGGAACUUAAACUUGAAAUCAUCGCUUCACCCCCACAAUAAAAAAAAGACUAACAAAGAAUCGUUGUUCACCUAAAAAACUUUUAUGGGGAACCGGGAGAAGAUAUAUUGAAAAGUGGCUACAAAAUUUUGAAAGGGUCGCCAAAGCCAAUAACUGUUCAGAAAAAAGGCAAUGCAAUAUCUUGCCAGCAUUUCUAUGGGACAGAGUGGCCGAAUAUUAUGUUGAGCCACCAAAGUGAGGGAACAUAAACUUGAAAUCAUCGCUUCACCCCAACAAUAAAAAAAAGACUAAUAAAGAAUCGUUGUUCACCUAAAAAACUUUUAUGGGGAACCGGGAGAAGAUAUAUUGAAAAGUGGCUACAAAAUUUUGAAAGGGUCGCUAAAGCCAAUAACUGUUCAGAAAAAAGGCAAUGCAAUAUCUUGCCCGCAUUUCUAUGGGACAGAGUGGCCGAAUAUUAUGUUGAGCUACAUGACGGGUUAAAAGUGACCUUGAAACACUUAUAUCCUCAUUAAUGAAACAUUUUAUACGUAGGGAAGCUCGUAGGUGUUAUUAUCCUAAUUUAUAUUGACGCAAGCAAAACGAGCUAAAAUCCGUUGAUGAUUUUGGCCGGGCCAUAAAACUGCUUGCCCAUCGGCCAUAUGCUGAAAUUCCCAUAGAACAUCAAGACACUCUGAUGCAUGAACAUUUUGUGAAUGGACUUAGGUCUGAUUUAAAGUGUAUGGUAUAAAUUUCGAACCCUAAAACAUUCACGCAAGCACUGGUUUUGACCAAGAAGGAAGAAAUCCACGAGCAAAUUACAAAUGGAUCCACCACCUGGGUAAAGCAAAAAUUUUUGUACCCAAGCAAUGCUAUUGUAACAAACCGGGGGAACAAAACUGGGGAACAAAAUUUUAAUGAAAGAAUAGAUCAUUUAGAAAGUGUGGUUGAAAAACUUGCCAUGACUCUUGCUGAGUCCUCUGUUACCAAACGCCCCAAUCGUUGAUUUGGGGGUAAAGGCACAUAUCGUAGAAGGUACGAGGAAAGGAAUUCAAGGUCCAGUAACAUUGCGUGCUUGUGAAUAAUGAGAUCCCGGUAAAGAUUUUAAAUGCUAAUGACUUUCCAGUCAAGGACCGUGUGAUCUAAAUGCUUUAGGUCUGUUUCCAACAUUGCAGCGUGGCUAUAAAUAUGUAGUAAUUUUUACUGAUUACUUUACCAAAUGGCCUUCACGAAUGCUGAUUCUCCUACCACCGCCAAAUUAUUUGUUGAGGAGAUCUUGUGCCGACAAUCAGCUCCUCGUAAGUUGCUAUUGGAUCGGGGUAAGAACUUCUUAGCUAAAGUAGUGAAGGAUAUUUGUCAGAUGGUAAACAAGUCUAAGGUUAACAUCACAAGUUAUCACCCAGAAUGCGAUCCCCUUUAUUAGAGCCCAAACUGUUUAUAGAGGGUUUGCAGUAGCACUUGGUGUCUAUUUCAUGGUUGCUCAAUGACCUGGGGAAAAAAUCGGAAAUUAAAAUAUUCUGAUUUUUUAUAUAAUACAGUCUACUGUUGUAAUUAUGGUGAUCAACUAUUGCUUUACAUUUUCUUGAAGGUUUCUUUCUUUGAUGAAGAUACUUUCUCAUACAACUUGUGAGAAAGUACGGAUUCAACUUGAAUGUUGCAGGAUCAAGAGAAGGUGUAAAAAAUGUCAGCAUAAAGAAUAUGUGCAAGAAAUUGGAUGAAUACAAUGUGCAGCUUUGGCGAAAUUCUCUCGGAUGACGACAAAACAAUAUACUUGUCAUGCUGUUUCUCUAGAAAGGAGCUGUAUAACACGUAUAGAUCAAACAACAAGUCCUCGGAUAUACAGCUUUCUGGAAAAUGUGGAAAAAGGACUUUAAGCAUGUGGAAAUUUCAAGGGUAAGAAUACAUGAGAUCUUCUGUUUAUCGAAGCUGCAACUCGUUUUUAAAGGCUAAAUGGGUUUUUGGGUUUGAAAAAUGUGGCCCAUGACAUGGCACAAGAUUCUUUAGACUUUUUUGCAAGGAGUCCAACUUUUUGCCCCACCUCUAUACUCUUGAAAAGAUUCCAUUUUGAGCCUGGAUAUAUUCAUAAAGUAUUCACAUAUUUUUAAAAUGUAGUUUUUAGAAAACAUAUUUCCUUGGGAAGGUUGAAUAGAAAGCACGCUUUUAAAACAAAGAGAUAUACCAAUAUCAGUCAUGCAAUUUCCAGGUAUGAACAUCGCAAGACAGACAACUGCAGCAGCCAGAAUGCUGAAAAAUGAGACUCAAAUACACAAAUAUGCUAGCUUUGGUGAAGCUACAUUCAUUUAAUAUUUGUAAAGAUUGGGCGAUUCUGUGCCUGAAUAUUCUUAGAAAAUUCCUUAUAAAACAGUUCAUAGCUCUGAUAUGAUUUUGAGGCGCACUUCUAUCUCUACAUAUACUUGCGAGUUUACAUGCAGUUGACAUUCUUCAUAGUAAAAAAAUGCAUUGAGUGAACUUUUUUAAAAUUACUGUUUACUUGUCUGUCAUUAAAUCAUCAAUGCCUUCUAGCCAAUUCUGUACUAUAUUCUUGCAUUAACAGGACGAUUGUAAGUUGCUGCUCUGAGUUUGAAGCUUGAUGCGACCAUCAGGCAACUGUUUUUAGGUGAAUAUUGUACAUAUACUUGGUAUCUUUUGUUGAGAUAUAUAUUUUAUAUGUAAAUAUCUUACAGGGAAAAGGCAGUUUUACAAAAUGUGGCGUCUGUGUGCUUUUGAAGGAAUUGACUACUGCUUCCACAAAUCCAGACAGAAGAAAAAGACUUCUUCAGAAAAAAGACAAAGUACAUUGAGCAGCAACAGUAAGUUAGGCACUAUAAUAUUAGUAAUACCUAUGACGUUACCAGCAUAUUUUAUUCAGAUCAGACAAAGUAUUUUUAAUGUCAUUCUAGAAAUGAUAAAUAAAAAAUAAAAAUGAUAAAUUUUAAUAUUUUUUGUUGAAAUUAAUAACGAUGAUGUUUAUAUCUUCCUAGAGCAGAAAGAUAGAGUUACCACCACAUUGCUAAAGUGUGAAAAGACCCAAAGAAAAAUAUCUCGAUAAUUUCUGAAGCCCUGGAUCAAUCCAAAAGUAAUAUUCCGCAUUGGAUUUCAAAAUCAAAGUUACCUUUCGUUAUUAUUUUCCAAAAAAUUAAAAAAUUACAGCUGAAUUCUUUAUAUUUAAUGACAAAAAAUUGUAAAUUUGGUGAUAUUUGCAAUAGGCACACCAUUCAAAUUUGGUGAUGAAUCCGCUGUACAGAGUGUUGGUAGAUAUUGCCACAGUACGUUAAAAAGUCAGUUUUUCUAUUUUACCACUGGCAGAUAGCUAUGGCAGAUGAGAUUUAAUUUUUCUGGACACGUUAUCCAAAUGUGUAUUUAAAUAUUUUGAAAUUAUAUCCACAAGUUUUAUCCAGAAUAUCGUGUAAACAAAUUUUGUCUACACUGUUGAUAUUUGCAACACUGACAAAUAUGUUUAUGAACUGCUGUCUACAAAAACAAACAAAAAAGUAGGUUUACACGAUUUCUGUACUUUUCUAUGUUUGCCAUAUUCAGAAAUGAUUAUUUUCAACAGAUGUCCAGUAUCCAUGCAUGGUUUUUUAUAAAAGUACAUGUAAUCUUUGUGCAAAUACUAACCAAAGCUAUGUACUUUCCAUUGAAAUUUUACUCUUUUUUGAAACAGUAUGAAACAGUUGUAGUUCAUGGAAGCGUAGCAAUAUCUUAGGAAUAUUUCCCUCUUUUUUACAGGUUGAGAUCAAAAAAAGAUGAAUAAGAAAACGAGAAAGUUAGAAUCUAACUUCUGCAGCAACCAGAGACGACAAAUGUACAGCGAUUCCGGCCUAAAUUCGACAAGAACAUCAAGCUCCUGCAACACAUUUGCAACAUUGAACUCACUUUUAGGGCCAUCCACCAAAUUAAAAUCACGACAAUUAUCCGUUUUGGAUAGUUUUUUAAAGGCAUGAAUGCAAGACAUCAUUGACAAGAUAGGAUAAUGUUUGAAUGCCUCGUGAAAUUGAAGAAUAAAUUGAACUGCAAAUGCCGCUCAAUCAAUGCAUUUAAUUAUAUGGGAAAUGAGGUCAGGAUCUUUGCUGUCUCAGGGAACAUGUCUUAACUUCAAUUCGUAGACUCUACCCUUCGAGAUAGAAGUGUUUGAGGCUGCGCCCAGGCUAUUGGCAUAGUUGCUUUAUAAUUAUUUGCAGACAAAUUAUUACUUAUAUUACGCAGGUUCUAUUAUUAAUGUAUAAUUUUGUCAUCACGCAUUUUCUGGCUCAAACUCCGGCCAGCAAAAAAGGAAUGACAUGUUUAAAUAACAAUUUUGUCCACCCCUAAUUUGGAGGGGUUUCCCUUGAGAAAGAUAAAAUGCGCACCGAAAGACCGGGAUUAACCAUUCAUUAUCUUGAGUGGGGGGGGGGGGUAGAAUCUAGCCCCUGGUGUUUUUUUGUGAUAAAUUUCUUAACCUUAUUCUAAUCAUGCUGAUUUUUACAGAGAAUUAACAAAAUUUAUCUGGCUUCAGGGUGAACAUUUUUUUUUCAUUUUUCAUUGUGUGCAACCCAUUGGACUGUAAGAGCCAAUUUUUUUCAAAAAUAAUUGAUCAGUUUGACAGCUUGCAACAGCUUUGGGACCUCUGCUUGCAGAAAAAGCUUACAACUGAUGUUCGCUCUAGAAUUAUUGAAUGUCAGGCUGUAAGAAAAGUUGCCAAAGCUGUGAACAGUGGAGGUUUGACAUAUUGUCGUUCUUAGUUUAUAAUUUCAGACUUUAAUUGUUAUCAUUAUGGCUGAAAAUAACGCUGAGGCAAAUUCUAAUGAUCAAACGAAGAAGAAGUUAUCAUUAAGAAUACAAUGCGUAGCGUUGGGAUGUUAUAAUUUCAGUAUAACAAAGACUGUACUGGGACAAGCCUACAUUUUUUUCAUUCCCUUAAAACAAUCCAAGAAAAAAUCACUGGUGUAAUUUUAUAAAGAGAUGCAUUGGCUUUGAUGAUUUCAUGGUAGAAGAAGAAGAAGUUUAAUGAAGAAGAAGAUGUUGCCUUGCCUGAUACUGUUGAAAAGGUGUCAUCUCUAUUUUCAACAUGUUCAACUCAGACCGAACUUUCUUUUGUCAAGACGCCUGUUUAUUUGAAUGAUGCUUCCUCUUCUAACCUUAUGACAGAUCAUUGCUAUGCACCUCCUUUAUCUUCAAUGAGAGAAUAUGUCACUCUCCAACAGAAAAUUGAUGAACUGUCAGUUAAAGUUUCAGAAUUGAAUGCUAAACUAUCCAUUGCAAAAAAGUCACUUUCCUCCAUCCAUAAGUUGAAAUAUGAUAAUGGAGCUGUCAAAUUUUACACCGGGUUUCAAAAUUUCUUUUCUCUGGAAUCUGUUUUGGAUUAUUUGGCACCAAAGUUGGAUAAUAUUUCUUAUUGGUGAGGAUCUAAGUCACAUGAUGUAUCUAAAGACAAGCCGGACAGGCCAGAUGAACACAAGAAAUCUGGUCCCAAAUAGAGUUUAUCUUACUUUGAAGAAUUUGUCUUGGUUUUAAUGCGUCUGAAAGUUUGUUUAUUCGUAAAUGAUCUUGCAGAUAGAUUUGGUAGCUCAAGUGGACAUGUUUCAAAGAUUUUUACUACUUGGGUCAAAUUCUUGUUUCAUGAAUUGCCUUCUCUCUUCCCCUUCCUGUCUCAAAAACAAAUCCGAAAGUAAAUGCGAGAAGAAUAGCGCUUUCCUCUGAAGCUUAAAAUAGAUUCUCACGUCAAGGCGCGGUGCACUAUGGGAUCAAGACUCGGACAAGCAAAUCUAUUUAAACAAUGAGUAAAAAGUCAACAACGAAGCAUUGUUGCUGGGGGGUAUGUAAAAGCGACUCUAGGUAUCCAGAUCGAAUGCCAGAUGGUACAGUUUUUUUUACCAUUUUCAAAGCCAGGAAGACACCACGAAGGAAUGACAAAGUGGGAGCUGGAGCAAGCCAAGAUAAAAACAGAGCGUGCGAAGGAAUGGUUGCAUGCUUGUGGAAGGAAGGACUUUUCUAAAUUGGAACAGAUAACGAAAGAUACAUAUAUAUGUUUUCUCUACUUUUUCAACGGCCAGGGUCCAACAGAGGAAAACUCAGACCCAGUUCUUGCAAUAUUAACAGAAAAGGAAGCAGAAGGCAGGAUGAAGAGAAAGAGACACCCAAAAGAUCGCAGUAUUGACGCGAACAACACAGCGUCAAAAAAGGCCAAAGAAAGUAUGGAGGAAAUAUCAGCAUAUGAAGUGGAAGCUCUUGCAACAGGGUCAAACAAGUCGAAUGAGGUGGCGAGUAUUAAAUUGCAAGAAAAAUCAGAUGCUUCCACUCAAACCAUUUACGACAAGUAUGUGCUUGGAGAGAAAAUCGAAACAGUUAUUCUAAGAAAUGAUGCAAAGACUCGAAAGAUGCAGGCACAAUGAAUAAUUUAAAUCUUAUGUCCCCAAAUGUAAUAUUGGCUGACAGAAAGAAGUCUAAAUUUUUUAUAGGCCUUUAUCCUGAUCAGGUUGAUCUUUAAGUUUUUGGGUCCUGCUAAAUAUCAACUGACAUAUUGGUGCUUCCCACAGGAGCCAGACCCAAUGGGACUAUGCCAAACAGGGAAAUCUAUAUUCCUCAUACAAACACCACACUACCUUCAAAGCGUUGAUUGCAGUGACCCCCAAUGGGAGUGCAUGUUUUGUGUCUGAUUUCUAUGAAGGAAGCCUUGAUGAUGUUGCCAUUACUCAAAGAUGUGGGAUCUUAGAUUACAUUGGGCCUGGAGACCUUCUGUUAGUGGAUUAAGGUUUCAGAAUUCAAGAUCUUAUGCAUGAAAAACAAGCCACAAUCAAAAUACCACCAUUUUUAGGAAAUAGGUCACGAUCAUAGAAUUGGUCACAAUGUUUUGAUGUCUCGUACAGGUUUUAUUGGCGUCAAGUGAAUUUAUGAAGAGAGUCCAACUCAAGAUGGUUGUAAACAGGCUAGGAAUAACGAGUUUCACCAAGGUUUGAAUCGAAAAGCGGAAGUUUUUGUACGAGAGGUCAAAGGGGACUGAUUUCAGCCUGGUCAAAGUCAGCAGUGAAAUCACAAGGAAAACAACAAGGAACGCUGUUUGUGAGUUGCUUAUUGUAAAAAAGGAACAUUUAAAUUCCAAUUUAGCUGAUUACUGCCUAAUUUUAUCAGCAAUUCUAGCUACAAAAUUGACUGGAAAUUCUGCGGUAAUUUGCUCGUUUGCUGCGUGUCCGCCAUUUUUGGCAAUUCAUAAUGGCGGCAAAAACUGUGAAAUCGCUUAUUGGAAGGACAAUUCCACUGUCAUUAAUGCCAUUAGCUGCUUGUUUAGUAAAUUUUCAAGAGCCUUUGUGUAGAUAGUUUGUUUAACUAUAAAUAUAUAUUAUAUCAACUCAACUAUAGGCCCCCUAGAUAUAGGCCCCUGUGUACUAACCUACAUAUCAUUUCAGAUGUAGGCCCCCAAAUAAAAGCAUAGGGCUUCCCUUUGAAAUUCACUGUGUAUAGUGAAGAUUCAAUGAAAAAUUUUUUUCAUGAGGUAGCCUGAAUAAAAUGACUGUUCCUGCGUUGGGCAGAGCCUCUUAUUACUUUUGUUCUUUCGUGAAAUGUUUGCAUGAGUACACUUUGGUGCCUAAUAGAUGCUCCCCACUAAUUAAUUUUUUCCAAAAUUUUCCACCCAGGACAUUAUUAUUUCAACCCCCCCCCCGGGCUAUUAAGUUUUGGGAGAAAUUCCACCCAAGAUUAGCUUUCAAGUAAUUGCAAAGACAUUGCAUUGCUAAUUUGAAUAGUUGUCUUUCUUUUUCUUAGUUUUUCUUAGAUUCUAUUGUUGGCUGCCAAAGAAGUUGAACUGUUUAAAAAAUUGUCCAUGCCCCAAAUGUUAUUAAAUUUAAGGGAAUUUUCCAACCCCCAGCUUAUUCUACCCCCCCCACCCCUGCUAAUUAGGUUUGGAGAUUUUUCCAGCCCUCCAACUAUUCCAACCCCCCAGUCUAUUAGGCACCCAAGAGUAUGUUGGUGUAAAUCUCCUUGAUUGGAAGCCAAAUUAUGAUUUUAUGGCACAUGCAAGUCAUCUGUUACCCCAAUAGUCCUCCCUGAGGUAAGCCCCCAUCCCCCAGAGAUAAACCCGCAAGAGACUUAUAAGAACCUUUAAAAGUUCAUGGUUUAUAUUUGGGAUUUUAUGGUAUUCAGAUACACGAUCGUAACAAGGAACAGAAGUAGAUUGAAAUAGAUAGAAAGAUACAAGUUUAAACAUAACUUUUUAAGAGAAUGAAUUGACUGUCUCUACUUAUAUAUAUCCUCAAAAUAUAUCAUUUCUUGGUUUCCAUUUGUGUUAGGCAAUUAGUGGAAAAUGUUUAAUUAAAACAAAGCAACCAUUAACUAAAUAAGCAACUUAGGAUUUGACCAAAAUUCUAAGUUGCAUAUAACGAAUCUUGCAUUCAAGGUAGGCUUAUGGGGGCUAGGGGGCUUGAGCCAUUGGAAAUAAAUACUCUUGAAGCUUGUCAAUAAUACCUUAUGAUAUUGUCUGCUGUUGUUCACAAAAUCGUGAAUCUGCCAAUAAAGAGCUGAGUUUCUACCACUUAUAGUAGGAAUUUCGUACUGCUACAAUUGUGCAAUUAAAAAAUAUUUUCUCUCUAUCCAAAAACUAAACAAUAAAUGCAUGAAGUCUUCUUGAAACACGCAUCUAAAAGUACUCAGGUAUGAAGACUUUGUGCCAGAAGGAAGACAAGCUGACUCUCAACUUCUCCUGAAAUUGUUUGUCACAUGGAAUCCUCUGAACUGAUGGUGGUCCUUUGGGAGAAUGCAAAACAAAGUCACAAAAUGGUAGCUGAAGCACCAGCAGUUGUAGCUGGACGGCUUAUCAUAUUUGACGAAACGAAACGAAAUGAAAAGUGAUUUUUAAAGAAACAAACAAAACGAUCUCCAUAUCUCUAAAACUGCUUGCAAGAUCGAAUCGAAACCAUGAAAUUUGUGUUGGGGGCAUUGAUUUUCACCUGUAUGAAUGGUUUUUAAAGGAAACUUGCCCAUCUGAAAUGAAAUUCGGACAAUUUUAGAAAAGUGCUACAAUAAGUCAAAAUCUACUUUCAGGAUUGAAAUAAAAUGUGAGUGGAUUUUUCAGCGGGACAGCAUGUUAGCAUAAUUGAUAGAUCAAGACAAAAACAGCUGUUAAAAUAAAAUGAAAAGCAUUAAUUGUUCUUUAUUAUAAUGUUGGAGUGAAUUCAAGGCUCUUAGCCAGACAUUGUUUUUCAAGAAUUGGAUAUGGCUUUGCGUAAGGUGCUCUUUUACGCUGUUGGCCGUUUGUAGCCUAACUUUCCAAAAGUAGGGGUUUUGUUUUAAAAUACAUUCUUUCCUUACGCAGUAAAAUUGGUUUCCCAUCAUCUUCGUUGUUAGCUCCAUUCUCAAGACUCUUCCCUCUUCGUCUUUGAUAGGGUACUGAUAUCGUUCCCUGUGAAUCACUAAAAUGUCAAAUGGUAUUGUGAGAAAUGCUCUGGGAAAUGCAUUUUCGCAACCUUUGCAAGCCACUGCUCUUUUGUAGUCUUUUAUAAAGCCGAUUUGAAAUGGCUCAUCAUUGUGGUAGUGUUCCAUGAACUUGGCGGGUCGUUGAUGACUUAUAUCCAGCUCAUCGAUUAGCUCAAUUAUUGGCUCCUUUGCCACAUUAUUUUUUCCGCGCUGCUUUUUUGAGCCUGGUUUGAGACCGGCACUUUCAGGACUAUUUUUAAAUAGCAUUUGGAAAGGCUUGUUGCCUUGCUUUUUUAAAUUUUAAGAUAGCUGUAAAGUUUUUUGUGAUUAUCACAAACGACUUCUAUAUGCUCGCAUAGCAUUCCAUUUUCUUUAAACGAUUUGCAAGAACAAUAAUACCGUUGCUGUGACAUUUGCUCGAUAUGGAAUACUUUAUCUUGAAAUUCCCAUUUUCCAGUGGAAUGACUUUUUCAGUCUCCAUUAAUACUGCAGUUUUCCCAGAUUCCUCUAAGCCUUAGGGCAGAAAUUGUUGGGACACGGAAGUCUAUGUCCUCGUACCUUUGACAAGGUGACAUUUUUCUCUUUUUGGCAUUAAACAUGAAAACUUUGUUUCUAUAGUUUUCUUUCUGUGCAAAACUCAUCUGAAACCAUUGCGCUUUAUCCAGUUAAAAUUGUGUGCCCUUAAAAUUCCAAACGAUUGGAAUCUGUGUCUCAGCAUUUGAUGCCAUAAAAAGUUCAUUUGCAGGAGACAUCUGCUGGGUAGAAUUAUGCCUGAUUUCAUCUUCUACUCCCAACUUUCAGCUGGGUCAAUUCCUGCAUCAGACAUGAGCACUAUGCUUGUUUGUUUGCCAUGGUCAUGGUUUGCCGUUGCUUCCUCUCUUUUGACCAAUUCAGCUAUCAUCUGAAAAUUAUAUCAAAAACUUAAAAAAACAAAAUUUUUCAAACUUUUAAAAACAGCCAGCUUUUGAUUUUAUUAGUAAAAGUAAUCUCUUUAGUCCUAAUACUAUCAUGUAGAAUUAAAAAUAAUUUUCACUUGUCUUACGAACCUCUAGUCUGCGUCGCUUCGCAAAGCCCCUAUACCGCUUCUUUUGGCCAAGUUUCUUCGGGCUUGGAGACUCCAAAGAGAGCGGCGAUUGAAAUCUCGAUGUAAUUGGCUUGACAACUGUCCUCCUUUUAAAGCUCCUUUUUCCUUUGACUUGCCAUCUCCCUUUCGGAGAUCCCUUAUAAAAAAUGGUAGGUACGGCAUCGGGCUUCAAGGAAGGAUGUUUGAUUCCUUCGAGUCCUAGGGAAGCUAUGAAUUUUGGUCCCACUUCGAACUGGUCCUCCUCAAAAUGAUCCUGGCACAAUCUAGAAUGUGUCUUUAAUUCCAAAUUCAGAAGACCCAUCUUUGCGAUCCAAACUUUUUGCAAGGAAGGAUCAGAGGGGAAUUUAAAAAGAGUUUUACUUUUCUGUCUUGGCUGGCUAGGCCCAUCAGAAAUAUCAGAAGCGUUUUCAGCAGCAGCCGUCCGGCUUCCGCGCGAUUUUCUUUUCCUACUGUCCUCAAAACAAUUGUAUGCACUAUAGUGAACCAUCUUUCUCUAUCAGACAGAAUUUCUUUAUGAUUGCUUUUAACAGCCCUAACUGCAUCUAAAAGAGUUAAGACAAAAAUAACCUGGAAUCCUUGCAAACUGAUGUGUCUAAGAAUGCACAUAGUAGACUGAAGCAUUGAAAAUAUUGCAAAUUUCAUCUCCAGUAGCUGUAAAUAAUUGUCGCAGUAGCUGUAAAUAAUUGUUUUAUUGUUGAAGUUUUAAAUUAUAUUUACAACACCCGAUUUUCAACCUAUUUUGGUAGAUAAAGAUACACAUAUAAUAUCAUGGAGAAAGGUAAAGAUAUAAAAUCCGCACUAAAAGAUGCCAUUGAAUGCAUAGAGCGUCUGGAGCAACAUGGUUCUAGUUCAGCAAACACCGUCAAAAAUGCUGUACCACCAGCCGUCAGGACUUUGAGGCCAUUCUUGCCAAUGCAGCGCAGUGCAGACACACAUACUUCGCUAAUUAAUACAAGCAGAAGACCAAACAACAUCGAAGGAAACAGAGAAGAAGCAGUAAUGCUAGAUUUUAGAUAAAGAUACACAUAUAAUAUCAUGGAGAAAGGUAAAGAUAUAAAAUCCGCACUAAAAGAUGCCAUUGAAUGCAUAGAGCGUCUGGAGCAACAUGGUUCUAGUUCAGCAAACACCGUCAAAAAUGCUGUACCACCAGCCGUCAGGACUUUGAGGCCAUUCUUGCCAAUGCAGCGCAGUGCAGACACACAUACUUCGCUAAUUAAUACAAGCAGAAGACCAAACAACAUCGAAGGAAACAGAGAAGAAGCAGUAAUGCAAGAUUUUAGCUCAUAUUCAGUGCCUUUUACCACCCUACAUCCGCAAAGGACAAGUGCACUUUGUAUAGAGACCGAAACAUUAUUGACAGAAGAAAUGUUUCAUCUGAUGUUAAGCACCAUGUGAAUCCUUGCAAGACAUUCCUUGCAUUAGCAAUAAAGGCAUGUGUUUUUGUAUCUGCUUUGCAUAUCAUGGAGAUGUCAUCAAUAGAUGGGAAACCUGCUAAGGUAUUGCCUGUUAAUGAAAACGGUAAAAGAAUAGAAAAGAGUCAAUACCUGGUGGAGAUUGCAACAAAAAUUGUUGACGAAUUCGUCCUAAAAGCAUCCAAAGUCAAUGAGUUGAUGAAAAAGAAGGGAAACCUGGAAUCCUUGCAAACUGAUGUGUCUAAGAAUCCACAUAGUAGACUGAAGCAUUGAAAAUAUUGCAAAUUUUAUCUGCAGAGUCGCAGUAGCUGUAAAUAAUUGUUUUAUAUCAUCACAAAGAAGUAAGGAAGAGGAAGAAAGGUGAGGAAGAGGAAGAGAAGAGGUGAGGAAGAGGAGGAGAAGUGUCUUGAAAUUAUUUUUGAUAAGCAGCUUAAUGCUAAUCUUUCAACUAAGGGGAAUUGACGUUGAAGUUUUUAAAUUACAUUUACAACACCUGAUUUUCAACCUGUUUUGGUAGAUAAAGAUACACAUAUAAUAUCAUGGAGGAAGGUAAAGAUAUAAAAUCCGCACUAAAAGAUGCCAUUGAAUGCAUAGAGCGUCUGGAGCAACAUGGUUCUAGUUCAGCAAACACCGUCAAAAAUGCUGUACCACCAGCGGUCAGGACUUUGAGGCCAUUCUUGCCAAUGCGGCGCAGUGCAGACACACAUACUACUUCGCUAAUUAAUACAAGCAGAAGACCAAACAACAUUGAAGGAAACAGAGAAGAAGCAGUAAUGCAAGAUUUUAGGUAGAUACAUUUCUAAUUUUCCUUUCUAAUUUUCUUUAUCUUUUUCAUCAAUCGAUAUAUGUAUUUCAUAAAAUCAGGUGCAUGUUUAUUAUAAAGGACCUAACACAUGGCCUAGUUCUUGAAGUUCCUUAUUUUUGGAGCAUUUUUUUUAUCAAACUGUAGUACUAAAAGUUCCUUAAUAGUUCCUUAAGUUGACUGCAUUUCCUCAACACCCUGUUCUUUUACUGAAAUGUCUGAGGGGCAAAAGACAGCAACCCGAAAGUUACUCAAUUAAACACCUUCAUAACACACAAUGUAUCUGAUUUUUAACUACAAAUGAAUAGAAAAAACAACCAAAGGCUAAGGAAGGCAAAAUGCAUUACAACUGCACAGAAUGUUUUGCAACUAUACAAAGGAAAUGUAGAUUACAAAGUCAAUCAGAAAAACAUUAUCAAUCUCCAAAAAGAAUUCCCUCAACAAAGAUGCUAUUGGUUUGAAGAAACUAUCAUCUAAAAAGGACAAACAGCUGUUAGAAGAGAAAACCAUUGUUUCUAGAAGACAACUAAACAUCGAGCAUGUAGAAUGUGAUAUUUGCAAAAGAAAGGUUACCAAAAAGAAUAGAAAUCUUCAUGAUAAAAGGUGGCAUAGCCAAGAAUAUACAUACACUGCAGUUUUUUGUGAUAAACACAAAGGUUUUUACAUGAUUAGAAAGUCAUCACAUGGGGGUGUGGGUCAUCCUUUGCAUGUACAAAAAUUACUUCAAAGUGGAUUAAUUGAUUGUGAAGAUGAAAGGUGUCGAGAAGAGAUGACGACUGCUGCGUGGUCAGGCAUGAACGGAAGGGAAUGCAGUCAUUUGACGCUAGUUAAUAAUGCUUUCUAUCCACAACAGUUUACAUUGAGUGAAUACAAACUAUUUCAAUUGGCUUUCAGUGGAAAGUAUAGAGUUUUGUCUGAGGAAACAGUUAGCACGUGCAUUGAGUUAGAACACGGUUGUGAUUUGUAUAAUCAUCCAUUAGUGGUUGCUUGGAAGGACCAAAAUCAUAUUCAUUUGUCGGUCUAUAACAGCAAAUAUAUGAACAUACUUAUACGGUCUUGAUGUAUAGUUUUUUACAAGAGUCUAUCUGGUGGUCUAAACUGAAAGGGUAAAAAUUUUCUUUGCAUUUAGAAUGCCUUAGCGAAUGUUACGAGUUUAACUGCAUGAUAUGUGGUUUUUAUCUCGAUGGCUGAUGUUAAUCAUAAAGUUGCAUUCAAGUAUACUUCUCCUACAGAAAAUGAUUUGAAUGAAGAUGAUGUGGAUGAAGUUGAUUGUCAAAAUUUUUGGAAUGACGUUGCAAUGGAGAUGAUGAGCAGGGGGUUUUGUUCAAUAAAACUAGACUCUCUAAAAGUGGGUCCGAAUCUGUCAUAUUGGCCACUUUUUAUGGGUAGAAAGAGUGGGAUAGGAAAUAUAAUUUAUAAUUCCAAGCACCUUAAAGUUCAUAGGGAUGAUGAAAGUGUUGAGGUGGAAUUUAGAGAGAUGUCUGAGGAGAAUGUCCAAAAGGCAAAUGAAGGAGACCUACAGCUAUCAUUUCCUUUGAUUAAUUCAUUCUCAAAGCUAGGAAAAGAUGCAGAUGCUAACUGUCACCCAAUCAUCGAUAGUGCGUAACAUUUUGCCCUUUUUGACCGACUCCAUGAGGGAAACAGCUCUAAUGAAGUUGAGGUACUACAGAGGAUAGGUUGCAUCAAUGGGCUCUAUGGUCAAAUUAAUAGUCAAGUUGCAGAACAAAUUCAUGGCUCGUUCAACCUAAACAGAUACUUUCUCAAUAAAAUGUCUCCAUCUAAUCAUAUAUUUAUGUUACGCUUAAUCAUUGAUUUGACAAACUGGAACUGGCAAGUUAUUUGUGAAAUGGAGAAAAGAACGAGACUUGUUGCUAAAUACGACAAAUUUGGUCCUGCAAUUCUUGCCCAUUCGAGAGAAGAGGACUAAGUUCAUGACGAUCAAAGCUCAGACGAUUCUGUUGACAGAUCCUUCCUUGAGACAGCAUCCAUAGAUCCAUUCCCAUGGUUUGAUGGUUUGAGGAAGUUUCAUUUUCUAAGGAAGACCAAACAUCAAAACCUGACUAUAAAGAAUUUGUCAACGGUUUGUACAGGAUGGCAAUCGCCAGAAUCUUUCCUCAUAUUCAAACAAAAGUUUUGAAACCCAGCUAAAGAAGAGGUGUCUGCAAAAUAUCAAUAUCUCUAAAACAAGUGAUAUCGAACCUGAAGAUAAAGAAGGGCCUAUUGAUGAUCUUUUUCCAUUAGACGUCAAGGAACCCCUUGAUUUUGACAAUGCUAUUGUAAUAUCUGAUGAUGAUCUUAACUGAGGUAAAGUUAUUGAUAGUCAUAAUGUGGUAAUAGAUUUUGCAGCAAAUAUUCUCUCGUUUGAUACCACACCGAGUAGCAGUAAUAUUGAAAAUCCAGAGGCUAUAGUGGAAAAGUUGCAAAAGUGAAAUUAUUCUAAAUCAAAUUGAAUCAGGUUUACCCUUGUGUUGCUCUGUCAUUAGUGCUGCAUUGGAUAUCUUGCGCCAUCAUUUUCCUAGUCUAGGCAGAUUGAACCCAAUUUGUAAACUUAAUAAUAUGUGGGGCAGCGGCAAAAGUUUCGUUCAAAUUGUUCCCUUCAAUGAUUUAGGGGAUGGAUGCAUUGAAUGGGGCACCCUGUCAAAUGUCUUCUUGUCUAGAACUAUUUUUUCGUAUGACAGUCUUGUAAGAAACCAUUUCUCCAAAAACAAAAUAGAGUGUAAAUACGAUAUUUCAGUCGAGGGUUAUGCUGCAUUACUUAGACAACCAAAGAAAGAUAGCUUCGAAAUUCAAGUUGUAGAUACCACAUCAUCUUUAAAAAAUGCAGACAGCGAAAUAGCUGCUUUAUUUUAUACACUCAGUCUUGAUGCAGGGAACUUGAUCCACAGGUAAUUUAUUACAACUAAAAAAGACUGUCUGUCGUGCAUCGUGUUUGUGGUUGAUUAUUGUUAAUGAGAAUGUCUUUCGAUGUUUGUGUCAGUCAUUUUGUUUGUCAUUGUGCCAUCUCUAUUGAAGUUGUUAUUAGUCCAUUUGCUGUUAAUUUGUGUCAUUAGGAUUUUGUGUGCAUCACUCAUGUUGUUAAAAUCCUAUGUUCUUUCAAUGCAAGUUUCAGUCGAGUUGAAGUUGUCGUUUAAUUCAAUCCGUAGGGUGUAGACGUGAUUUUAGAUAUUCAGAUAGCUGUUGCUUUUUGGAUGUUUAAUUACCGAACUGCUGUUGCAUUUCGGAUGUUUAAUUUUUCUAUAUAAAAACUGCUGAUUGAAUUGUUGUACUUAAUGUGAAGAAGAACUUCCGUAAAACUUCGUAGUUUUAUAAUAUUCAUCCAACCAUUUUGUGAUGUUUUGCUGUGUGGCACAGUCUGCAGAGCUGCAGAUUGGCAAAUGUUGAAGGAAUACAUACUUGUUCAUAAGAAAAAUUCUCUUCUUCUCCAAAGAAAUUAUUCAUUGAAACUUUUUCUAUAUAUUAUUGAAGUCAUGAGACAAAUUUUCCUGUUUUUAAAAUGAUUUCAAAUCUAUUUUUAAAAAAGUCAGCUUGCUUUGGGUGGAUUUUGGGGAGAAACAUGAUGUGUGGCUAGAAUUUUACAAUUUGCUUUUGUUUCCACCAAAAAUUGUUUUUCUUUUGCCUACCAUCAUUCCUUUGUGUUUCAAUUAACAGCAAAAAUUUUCAAACAUUCUGUUCAAAGAUGUUAAUUUGUCAGCGUUUUAUCUCUUGCAUCAUGUCCAUGAAAAGAGCAUUGAGCAAAGGGCAAUUUACAAAAACUUGUUUAUCAUCUUAUCAGAUAUGGUAAGAUAAUUAAUUAAGAGCCUAGAAAUGAGAUCACAAGAUCUUCCUUUAGCAAAGAGAUCACAAGUUCUCGUAUUUUCAAUCAUUGUUCCUCUGUUUUGUGAAACAACAUACUUGGGUUUCAAUUAAAGUUCACAUUAAAGCUGCCACUGAAAUUUGGAUGUUCCACAUAUGAUAAUUAAUAUCUUUGCACAGUACAUUAAUUACUAGAAAAUUAAAACAAAAUUAUGCUUUACAAGUCCAUCUUGACAGUCCAUUAUCAAAAUUAGAUAUUCAUUACUAGCUUCAUUUUACAGUUAAUUAUGACUGAUCCUUACUAAAAAGACAUUUCCUUAAAAUUUUCUCCUACAUUAGCCUAAAUAUAGAUUAUAUUCACCAAAAACUCUACAUCUUUAUCAAUUAUAGAAUACCGAAUCUCACUUAGGCUGUUUAAAUAUAAUCUGAAAAUAUCUCUAUCUAGAACGAAAAGUACCUUAAAUUCUUCCUUGAUGUUGCGAUGUUCAAUACGAUUUAUAACAUCAUCAAAAAACCAAUUAUAAUUACUCAUACCGCCUAUCUUUAUACGAACUGCGAUCUUUUCAAACCCAAACAAUCAUAGACAUCCUUGCAAGUCUCACAAAGAAGUCGCCAAUAACGAAAGGCAGUUUAAAAUCAAUUUGCCCGAGGUAAGUGUGCAAUACCAUAUUGUACUACCAUUUUAUAUCAAAUUUUAAAUUUUACUGCAUCAAUGACUUUGCUCCUGCACUUAUCCUCGUCUUGCACUGCUCUCGGCUCUGUCAAAUCCAUUGACUGAGAACUUAUAUUCCAUUUUUUAACAAUUAAAAUAAUUCUGUACGGUUUCUAAAUUUAAUACAAAUUGAUUUACAUAUUUUUAAUACAAACGGCACUCACAAUUUUAUUAAAGUUUCAGAUCCUAAAUUAUGAUAACAUAGUUACUAGCAAUGGUGUAGUGCUAUCAAAGUAACGAGGAGGGCUCAUGCACAUAAUGUUCUCAAAAACAAUAACAAAAGUAAGAUUUUGGCAAAUUUCAGGCUUUAACAAGGGAACUCAGCACCCCUGCACUACACUCUUUAUUACAACACCUUUCAAAAAUCACUUAUAACAAAUACUCGUCUUCUCUCUUUGAUUAUCAAAAUUUUUACAUAUAUUUCUAGUCAACAUGAGUUCACCACAGCAAAAGAGAAAGUUUCUUCCAAGCAGUACUACAAGCCCACUCCAGUUUCCUCCCAGCCACAGUAAGUGCUCUACGCUAUUUUUGACAUUUUCACUUAUCACAGUCAGUAAUAGGUUUCUUUGAAAUCGUCUACCUCAAACAUUGCUGUACAUUCUAAACACUCAACAGGGUCCAUGCCACGAAUUUGUCAGUGGGUGACAAUGCUAGUAAAAGUGGGAAGGCUAAGGCCUUGUUCACCUUUUAUUGCACAUUCGAAAUUACCCACUCUGUGAAAAAUCUGGGGCCAUGGCCCCUAUCCCCUCCUCUGUCACAUGGGCCCUGUCAAGGUAACAUUGUUGCGUAUGAAAUUUUAAACAAAUUAAUCACAGCAAGUCUCCUUACCAUUGCGUUCUAUUUACUUUAAAUAAGGAUUAUUGCUCUAAACAAAACAUACGUUCACAAGCUCUACCACAUAGAUUGCCUUAGAACAACUAACCAGUCUAAGAGACAAGGCAGGUAGCGCUCUUUUAAAACUUAUUUGAUGAUUUCAAGAACUGGUCAUAGAAGAAAAUAUUUUUAAUAAGAAAAUCUUGUUUUUCCUUUAACUCUUUGUUAAUUGAAAACACGAGGACCUCGAGCAGUAAAACUCGUCCAUCAAUAAUGGAUGACUCACUCGUUUUAUUGGCAAAUUGAACUUUAUAUCUUCCCUUGGGCCGAAUAACUACCGAUUUCACUACUUAUCACCUAAUAUUUUAUGAACAAAUUUAAAGCAAUCUAGUCAUGAUUUUUCGGAAUAUCAAGACUAACAAGCCAGAACUUCAGUUAACAAGCCUGAACUUCAACUUAUAAAAAACAAAGAGUUUAUAUUACAUGCUUGAGACGCAUCACCCGUCUACAACGUAAAAUCAGUAAUAGAUUGUUUCUCUCAAUUUGCAGGAUAAACAAUUUGCAGGAUAUACAACUAUUUUUCUCUGAAGAAAAGGUCACAACUCCAGGAAAUCCCUGUUUUACAAUUCAAUUAAAAGUAUCCGCAACAAUACAGAUAGCAGUGAGAGUAAUAAAGAAAUGGAACAAAGAUAUAAACCGGGAUAUCUUCAUCCAAAAACAAAACGAAGGUGAUCCUGUCACUUUAUCAAAUAUAGCUGCUGGCAGACAGGGCAUCUUCUUCUUCAAUUGCUUUCAGGGAAGUGACCUCCUCAGAUGUUCCUUGAAACUAAACUUUAAUCGUUUUUAUCAGUUACCACCAACUGUCCAACAAAUGAAAAACAAACUUCCAGCCUCUAUUCUGUCCAAGGACAGUUACAGUGGAUUGGGAGAAAAGGUUAUUUCCCCUGGAUGAACCAUCCCCACCAAAAUACGUGAGGGAUGACGUUCCUUUAGACCACUCUGGCCACGUUCUAAAAGAGAAAUAGAGGAGCUUCAGCCAUGUUGCUAUUAAGCAGUACUGUGGCAUAAAAUUAUCAAUAACGACCAUGACAAUCAUAACAAAAUUUGACAGCAAAGGAAUCUCAAUUGGGAAUCUGUUGACAUGGAAACAUACAUGUCAAAUGCCGUAGUUGAAAAGAUAUUCUGAUGCCCAAAGAUAAUAACUAAUAGCUAGUUGUAGAUAAGAAAAUAAUAGAAACGAACGAAAAAUCAAUUUCGAGGAGAGCAAUUUACUUUUUAGAGCAAUUUAGGAGAGCAAUCUGUAGCUCCCUUCCAGCAUUUGAGGAGAGUCUGGAGGGGAGCGAGAGCUAUGGCUCUCAUUGAAUGGCCAGGCCUGCCUCAUGUUGUACCUGUUUCUAUGUCAUUAUUGUAAUUUUUCUGAGGUUUUCUGGAAGGGACACUUUAAAACAGACCUAGCUUUGUAUUUAUUGUAUUUUUAUGACAAUAGCAAUCUUCAUUUCAUCAAUCAAUAGUAAUCAAUAUGACUUUAGCAAUCAAUCAAUUCAUCGUUGAGACGAUUGGAAAAAAAGCCCCCAUUCACUCCAAAAUGAAUUUGCAAUUAAUGAUAAGAGAAAAUUGAUUAAACGGGCAGUUCUUGGAACUUGUAAGUAUGAUGUUUAUUUUUAAUUUUUUUUUAUUUUGCUAGAGAAUGGUCAGUAUCACUUUAUACUCUUUAUGCAUUUUUUGGGAAGACGAUAGGUCUCUGUACCAGCCAGACUGUUUAUAAAAAUGAAUAGAUUUGGUAACAGUAGAAGUGCUCAUUGUACUAAAAUUUGAAAACUUUAAUCAUAAAUACAUCAUUUGUAUGCUUGUGAAUGUGAUUACUAUU